GCGCGCGCUCCACACUAUCCGCUAACUAUUCGCAAUCGACCGACGUCUUGGUUGUUGGACUUGGGUUAUAAUGACUUGACUUCUGCUAAAUGAACCCGUGGACUACUAGUAUAAGUUAUAAGUGGCGUAUUAUCAAGAGUUCCGUAAGGACAAGUAGCGUCGAGUGAGAGUUUUUUGUGCGUUGUGCUGCGCCGCGGCGUGAUGGAGAAGCAGUCGAGGUGGUCCUCGGAGCAGCGCUCCGAGCAGCACUCGGAGCAGCACUCGGAGCGGCGCGUGCAGCAGGAGCGCGUGCAGCGCACCGAGCACCACUACUCGCGCCAGAUGAUGACCCAGCACCAGGUGGAAAGCACCGGGGGCGACCGUCUGGCUAUCGCAUCGGGCAGGCCCGGCGAUCCCUCGCCGCCGAUAUUCGAGCAAAUCUUUAAGAAUGCGAGAUUUGCGCAAGGCGGCAACGCUAAGUUCGAGGGGAAACUUCGCGGAAACCCCACGCCCGUCGUCUCGUGGACCAGAAAGAAGGCCCCGCUGGUAGAGUGCAACAAGUACAGCAUGAGCUACAACGAGCAGACCGGCGACGUGUCGCUGCUCAUCAAGCAGAUCGGGCCUGGCGACGAGGGCGAGUACACCUGCACGGCCCGCAACCAGUACGGAGAAGCCAUCUGCUCCGUGUACAUCCAGCCCGAGGGCGUGCCCGUCCCCGCACAUCAAACCUCGCAGCAGCACCAGAGCUAUCGCCACGUCAGUGAGAGCGUCGAGCACAAAUCCUACGGCACCCAGGGCUACAGCUCGGAACAGACACGACAGACACAGAAAGUAGCCUACACCAACGGAUCCGACUACUCCUCCACCGAGGAUUUCAAAGUAGACACAUUCGAAUACAGACUCUUGAGGGAGGUCUCCUUCAGAGAAACUAUCACGAAAAGAUACGUAGGAGAAACCGACAUUCACAUUAGCACAGAAAUCGAUAAAUCACUUGGUGGUGUGUCUCCACCGAAAAUUGCACAGAAACCAAGGAAUUCCAAAUUACAGGAGGGAGCAGACGCUCAAUUCCAAGUGCAAUUAUCGGGCAACCCCAGGCCGCGAGUAACGUGGUUCAAGAACGGGCAGAGGAUAGUCAACUCGAACAAGCACGAAAUCGUAACGACACAGAAUCAUACGACACUUAGGGUAAGAAACACACAAAAGUCUGAUAAUGGCCACUACACAUUACUGGCCGAGAACCCUAACGGAUGCGUUGUCACUUCGGCGUAUCUAGCUGUAGAAUCUCCUCAAGAAACUUAUGUACAGGAUCACAAAUCUCAAUACAUUAUGGAUAGCCAGCAGACAGGGAUCGAAGAAAGAGUAGAAAUUAGUGAAAAAGCUCUUGCUCCGCAAUUUGUAAGAGUCUGCCAAGACCGAGAUGUCACGGAAGGCAAAAUGACGCGAUUCGAUUGCCGCGUCACAGGCAGACCUUACCCAGAAGUCACGUGGUUCAUUAACGAUAGACAAAUUCGAGACGAUUAUAAUCAUAAGAUAUUAGUAAACGAAUCUGGUAAUCAUGCACUUAUGAUUACAAACGUCGAACUCAGUGACAGUGGCGUAGUGACGUGCAUUGCGCGCAACAAGACUGGAGAAACGUCUUUCCAAUGCAGACUGAACGUUAUCGAGAAGGAGCAAGUAGUAGCUCCGAAGUUCGUAGAGCGCUUCAGCACGAUGAACGUGCGGGAAGGUGAGUCCGUCGUGCUGAGAGCGCGCGCAGUCGGCACCCCUACGCCACGGAUCACAUGGCAGAAGGACGGCGUUCCGAUUAUACCCAAUCCAGAGUUACGAAUCAACACCGAUGGUGGGGCCUCGACGCUGGACAUCCCUCGAGCCAAGGCGUCGGACGCGGCAUGGUACCAGUGCACCGCCCAGAACGUCGCAGGCUCCACCGCCACUCGGGCGAGGCUCUACGUUGAAGUGCCGAAAGAGCCGCCGCCUGAACAGAAGCGUCUUCACUUACCGCGGCCUACGAAAAUCAUUGAGCCAGAGCCAGCUCCUGGACCAGAAAUCAUAUAUUUGAGGCACGUGGAAAGAGCAAGACCUUACAUUCCUCCGGGCGAGGAGGAUCGCGUCUAUCCUCCGCCACAGUUUAUUGUGCCACUCAAAAGCGUCACGCAGAUGGAGGGUGGCAAAAUUCACUUUGAGACGAGGAUAGAACCCGUUGGCGAUCCAACGAUGAAGAUAGAAUGGCUGAAGAAUGGACAGAGUAUCGAAGCCAGUUCAAGGUUCACGUCAAUAUUCCGAUUUGGUUACAUUUCUCUCGACAUGCUCAGUCUCAACAUUCAAGAUAGCGGCGAGUACACUUGCCGUGCUAUAAGCGCGACCGGCGUUGCCGAGACCAAAGCUUUCUUACAAGUUACACCGCGCGCUACGAUCGAAAGGACGAGCCAACACCCAGAGAGUUUGCAGUACAUUCAACAGCUUGAAGACUACUCUAGGUACCAACACCAAGAAUCAAUAGAGGAACAAACUUCACAAAGGCCACAAUUUAUCAGGCCCUUACAAGAACUCGGCGAACUUCAAGAAGGAAGGAACGCUCAUUUCGAGGGACAGCUCACGCCUGUGAGCGACCCUACAAUGAGAGUCGAGUGGUACAAGGAUGGCAGACCCAUUACAGCCAGCUCGCGAAUCACGUCAAUCUUCAACUUCGGUUACGUCUCCCUAAACAUCAUGCACCUACGGGCUGAAGAUGCAGGUUCGUACACAGUGAGGGCUGUAAACAAACUGGGCGAAGCUGUCAGUACGGCGUCUAUUAGAGUAGCAGCUAGAAGUACUGUGACUGCUGACCUCGGAAUACCUGAACAGCGACGAUACAUCGAAAAGACUGAGCAGUUAGAAGCCUACCAGCAACAACAACACCAAAAAUACUAUCAGGAAGUUCCUGAAAGCACUCAAAAACCAGAGUUCAAGACUCCGAUCAGGGAUCAAAUUAAUAUUAAAGAAGGAGGCUUCGCGCACUUCGAAGCACGUCUUGAACCUGUCGGAGAUUCAACUUUGAAAGUAGAAUGGUUGAAGGAUGGACGCCCAGUUGAGGCGAGUUCUAGAAUAACUACAUUUUUCAAUUUCGGAUAUGUAGCAUUAACAAUUAAGUCAGUAACCGUCCAUGACGUCGGCCACUACACUUGCCGAGCUUACAACGCUCUUGGACAAGCUACUACAAGCGCCAAAUUAACAAUUGUUACAAAAAAAGAUAUAAUUGCUGAAUCUCAGCAUCCUGGCGGCCUUGAAAAGAUUCAGCAUCUUGAAGAUUCAAGCAGAUACAUGAGGCGGUCUGAGGAGGAAGUUAAAGUAACUCAAAAGCCUCGUUUCUUGGGACCAUUAAAGGGAACAAAUAAGAUUGUCGAAGGCCAGGGUGCUCACUUUGAGGCCAGAGUAGAGCCUCAGAGCGACUUAACAAUGACUGUGGAGUGGUAUUUUAAUGGUAAGCAGAUAAAGUCUGCCAAUCGCAUACAAACAUAUCACGAUUUUGGAUACGUUGCGUUGGAUAUCUCUAGUGUCCGCGCAGAAGACUCCGGUGUCUACACUGUAGUCGCUCGUAACGCAGCUGGAGAAGCGCAACUCAGCGCUUCUAUGACCGUUGAAACCCGCUCAAGCAUCGACACUUCCAGCAUUCACAGAGGCUUAUACGAGAAAACAAGGCAAAUGGAAGAAUCAAAAUUCGUGGAGCCUAUGUACGUAAUUGAAGAAAUUUCGAAAUCGAAACCAGUAUUUGUGCAACCUCUGACUGAUCCAAAGCCAGUAUCUGAGGGAAAAAAUAUUCAUCUUGAGUGCCGUCUCGAGCCUAUGGGUGACCCAACAAUGAGAGUGGAAUGGUUCCACAAUGGUCGCGCUGUAACAGUCGGCUCACGAUUUAGAACGUACUACGACUUUGGUUUCGUAGCACUGGACAUAAUUCACGCAACAUCUGUAGAUACCGGCGAGUACACAGUAAGGGCUGUGAACCAUCUUGGUUCAGCCCACACUUCAGCUAUGGUCCGAGUCAUUGAAAGAUCGGAUAUUGUGACCGACACACAGAAUGAACAAGCCGUCGAACAAAUUCAAAUGCUGGAAGAUGCUGCAAGGAGAAACCGACAAGUUCAGGAGGACAUCACCGUCAUGCAAGCACCUCAAUUCUCUAGAGCGUUACAUAACAUUGAAACAGUUGAAGGCACCAACGUGCAUUUGGAAUGUAGACUGCAGCCAGUGGGCGAUCAAACCAUGCGAGUAGAGUGGUUCUGCAACGGCAGACCUAUUAAGACUGGUCACAGGUUCAGACCAGCUUACGAGUUUGAUUAUGUAGCGCUUGAUCUCUUAAGCGUGUACCCAGAAGAUUCCGGUGUAUACACGUGCCAGGCCACCAAUCAACUCGGCGAAGCAGUCACAUCUUGCGCAUUACGUGUGAUUGCCAAGAAAGAUUUGAUAUUUGACUCUCAACAUCCAUCGGGUCUUGAGAAAAUUCAAUACUUAGAAGAUACAUCACGUUACAAGAAAUCUGAGGUUAUUGAUGAAUCCAUAAACAUUAAACCUCACUUUGUAACUAAACCCAAAUCAAUUGAAAAUGUGGUCGAAGGACAUCACGUCCAUUUCGAGUGCAAGCUGGAACCAGUUACAGAUUCAAACCUAAAGGUAGAGUGGUUCAAAAAUGGUAAACCAGUGACUAUCGGACAUAGGUUUAGGCCUAUCCAUGAUUUCGGCUAUGUAGCGUUAGAUAUUAUUGAUCUGAUUGCAGAAGAUUCUGGAAUUUACACAUGUAGAGCUGUCAACUUAGUAGGCAGUGACGAGGUAAGCUGCAGGUUGACGUGUCGUGGGACUGCAGACAUAAUAAGAGCUACUCAAAAUGAGGCUGGCUUAGAACAGAUCCAGGUUCUCGAGGACAGAUCCAGAUACCACAGAUCAGAUGUCAUGGAUGAAAUCACAACACAAGCGCCAAUUUUCACAACUUCCUUAAAGAAUAUUGAAAUCAAAGAAGGUCAACGCGCCCACUUCGAGUGCAGAUUGAUCCCAGUAUCAGACCCGACUAUGAAAGUAGAGUGGUAUCACAAUAACAAACCACUAAAAAGCGGUUCAAGGUUCACCGAAACUAAUAAUUUCGGUUUUGUGGCUCUGGAUAUUAUGUCGUGUUUGCCUGAAGACUCAGGUACAUACACUUGUAGGGCUAUUAACGCUCUUGGGGAAGCAGUCACUUCUGGAAUCGCUAUAGUCCAUUCUAAGAAAUCAAUUUAUUUGGAAUCGCAGCACGAAGGUGCAUUGCCAAGAUUGAAUCAGCUGGAAGAUACAUCGAGAUAUCAACGUCAUAGUGCACAAGAAGAGUUCACCACUCAAGCACCAGUAUUCACUAUGCCAAUGAAGGACAUUAAGGUGGCUGAAAACCAGGCAGCUCACUUUGAAGCUAGACUUAUCCCCGUUGGAGAUCCUAAAUUACGGGUAGAAUGGCUCCGAAACGGUGUACCCAUUGAAGCAUCUAACCGUUUAACCACCAUGCACGAUUUCGGAUAUGUCGCACUUAAUAUGAAGUAUGUGAACCCAGAGGAUUCCGGGACCUACACGUGCCGUGCUAUCAAUGAACUGGGAGAGGCUGUGACGUCAUCAACAUUAUUUGUUCAAUCUAAAGCCUCUCUGCAAUUGGAAUCUCAGCAUGAGAGUGCUCUGGAGAAAAUACAGCAGCUCGAAGACUCCUCUCGCCAUCAACGUAGAGAAGAUGUCGAGAUAGCCGUUAACCAGGCACCUAGGUUCAUCACUCAACUGAAUGGUCCUUCUAGACUUGUUGAAGGCCAGAGCGCUCACUAUGAGUGCCGCAUUGAGCCUUACCCUGACCCGAACAUGCGAGUUGAGUGGUACUUUAACGGGAAGGUCCUGCAGAGUGGUCACAGGUACCGCACUGCUUACGAUUUCGGAUUUGCUGCUCUUGAUAUACUCACAGUAUACGGCGAAGACUCUGGUGAAUACACAUGCAAGGUUAUUAACAAUCUGGGCCAGGCUAUCUCUUCUAUUAAAUUAAACGUUCAAUCCAAGGAAUCUAUCAUUAGAGACACUCAACAUGAAAGCGCACUUGAAAAAAUUCAGUACCUUGAAGAUGACAGCAGAUACAAACGAGUGGUUCGUGACGAGAGCUUUAUCGCCGAAAAGCCACAGUUUGGCAAGCCCCUGAAGAAUGCACAAGUAGCUGAGGGCCAGCCGGUACAUUUGGAAGCUACGCUCACCCCUGUCAACGACCCUACGAUGCGCGUUGAAUGGUACUGUAACGGCAGACCAGUUCAACAAGGUCAUCGUUUCAAGACAACUUAUGACUUUGGUUACGUUGCAUUAGAUAUUCUGUAUGCUUAUGGUGAAGAUACUGGCACCUACAUGUGUAAGGCGACUAAUGCCGUUGGUGAAGCUGUAACCACCAGCUCUGUAAAAGUAGACGCCAAAUCCGGAUUAUAUCUGGAUACACUUGAUGAACAACGAUUGAAGAAGAUUCAAGAACUAGAAAGAUAUGAAAGACCUAAAGCUGUAGAAGAAGAGAAACCGGGGCAAAAGCCUGUCUUCUUGACAGCUCUUACUAGCCUUGAGAACCUUAAAGAAGGAGAUCAUGCCCACUUUGAAUGCAGAGUAGAACCUAUAAAUGAUCCUGACUUAAAACUGGAAUGGUUCCUCAAUGGGCAAAAGAUUAGAGCCGGUCACAGGUACAGAACGACACAUGACUUUGGUUACGUCGCGUUAGAUAUUCUGUACACUUAUUCUGAGGAUUCUGGAACUUACAUGUGUAAAGCCACAAACAAGCUCGGUGAAGCAGUCAACACAUGCACGUUGAAGGUUGCAGGGCACAGGAGUAUUAUUUUGGAUACUCAACAUCCAAAUGGUCUUGAGAAAAUUAGACAGCUCGAAGCACAAGGUCACCACACAAGAUUAGAAGUGGAGGAGCCCAAAAUUAGCCCACCACGAUUUGUUACUGAACUUAGAGGAACAACACAUGUUUUCGAGGGUAAAACAGCUCACUUCGAAUGCCAGGUUGAACCUGUACAUGAUCCUAAUUUGCGCAUUGAAUUUUAUCACAACGGUAAAGCCCUGCAAUCUGCCUCACGGUUCCAUAUCACUUUUGAUUUUGGUUACGUGUCAUUGGAUAUUCAGCACUGUGUUCCUGAAGAUGCUGGCGAAUACUCAGUGAAGGCAAUCAACGCCCUUGGACAAUGCACUUCCUCGAUAUCCAUGACAGUAACCGCAAAAGGUAGUAUUUUAUCGGAAUCUCAACGUCCCGAAGGCUUAGAGAAGAUCCGAGAGCUAGAAUCAGCAGAACCAUUUAAGCGGCCUGAAAUCCCGGAACCAGUAACAAGGCAGAGGCCUGUCUUCACACAGCCUCUACAGAACAUCGACAACAUUCAAGAAGGACAAACAGCGCACUUUGACUGCAGACUAAUUCCUGUUGGCGACCCCACACUUAAAGUGGAAUGGUUCAGAAAUGAGAAACUCAUUGAAGAUAGUUCUAGAAUUACGAAGACUCACGACUUCGGUUAUGUGUCUAUGACAAUAACUCAUGUACGCGAUGAAGAUGAAGGCGUCUACAUGUGCAGAGCAUCCAAUUUACUAGGUGAAGCAGUAACGACAGCUGCUAUGCGAAUCAGAACCAAAGCAGCUAUACAACUGGACACACAGCAUCCAGAAGGCAUGAAGAAGAUCCAACAAUUGGAACAGCCUCACCCCAGGAGAGCUGACGAGCCUGACCGAGAGUUUGACAAGCCCAUUUUUACUCAGGUUUUGACAGGACCUUCCGAACUAUGGGAGGGUCAACACGCCCAUUAUGAAGCACGUGUUGUACCCGUCGGCGACCCUAGUCUCCGAUUUGAAUGGUACAUCAAUGGCGUAGAACUGAAAAUGGGAUCAAGAUUCCGCACUACACACGAUUUCGGAUUCGUUACUUUGGAUAUCAACUCUGUGGUCGCAAAUGAUGCCGGAUUGUACAUGUGCAAGGCUAUCAACAGGGCAGGUAGUACAGUUUCCUCUACUUCUUUGAAGGUGAAGACUAAAUCAACUAUAGUAGAUCAAGCCAUGCGUCCAGAGUCCUGGGAACAGAUUCAGCUAAAAGAAGCUGCGAUGAAUAGAGUACCUGAAAUGUUUGUGGACACUGGAGUCCAGCAAGCUCCUAUUUUCACUACUCACCUCAAGAGCUACGACAAACUUGUGGAAGGCCAACAUGUCUACCUCGAAGCUCAGGUAGAACCGAGAACUGAUCCAAACCUAAGGAUUGAAUGGUUCAAGAACGGUGUAUCUCUGACAACGGGGUCGAGAUUAAAGAGUACUUUCGACUUUGGAUUGGUUACACUGUCUAUCAAUGGCUUGAGAAUCGAUGAUUCUGGCAUUUACACAUGUAAAGCUACCAAUUUGAUGGGUGAGGCUGUAUCUACAGCUUCGAUUAAGAUUGAAGAUCGUCACUGGCUUCUUGGCGAAUCACUUCAUCCUGAAUCCUUGGAUAGGAUCGGUGCCCUUGAGCAACCUAAAUCUGCAAAACCAGAAUCACCUGAACCUAACUACGAAAUCCCAGUAUUUAUAUCUCAUUUGAAUAAUAUUUUGUGCAAAGAGGGUGACAAUAUUCACUUCGAGUGCAACGUUGAACCAUCUCGAGACCCCACCCUUAAGAUCGAAUGGUUCUUUAAUAAUAAGCCCCUACCUUCAGGUACUAGGUACAAGAGCACACAUGAUUUUAGUUACGUGUCUUUGGAUAUUACUCAUACAUAUGAAGAAGACUCAGGUAUUUACACUUGCAAAGCUACAAAUAACAAAGGAUCCGCUACCACUUCAGGCUCUCUAAGAUGCACAGGGGACAAAAAUAUUUUCUUUGAUACCCAGCACCCACAAGGAAAAGCUGGUUUGGAAGCCGUUGAACAAGCUGAAGAAGCAAGGCUUUCUAAAGGUAGAAGAACGUCAGUACCUGAUACUGAAUAUCCCAAACCUGAAUGGGUUGUCCCAAUUUCAGCCGAACAUCAAUUAAUAGAAGGUCAAGCGCUUCACUUGGAGGGCCAAGUAGAACCUAAGAACGAUCCUGACCUAAAGAUUGAAUGGUACUUCAAUGGUAAAAUACUGGAACAAGCUUCGAGAUUCAAACUUACCAGCGAUUUCGGUUUUGUGACAUUAGACUUAACAGACGUGUAUGAAAGAGACAGUGGAAUUUACACUUGCAAAGCUUACAACAAGAGAGGUGAGGCCUUUACAUCUUCGACUGUUUAUUGCACUAGCAAGGAAAAUCUAAUAGAAAGGACUCAACAUCCUAAAGGAACUGAAGGAUUGGAAAAGAUUCAAAAUCUGGAAGAUUCUUUGCGUCGUGAGCCUGGUCAGAAACCCGACGAUGACACAGGAAGAGCACCUGAGUUUACAACUGUCUUUAAAGACAUUGUUGAUAUCAGCGAAGGACAAAUUGCUCAUUAUGAAGCAUCACUGAUACCAACAGGUGACCAAAGUAUGGUAAUUGAAUGGUUCUAUAACGGCAAGACAAUUGAAGCAAGUCACCGCAUCCGAACAGUGUAUGCGUUUGGUAUGUGUGUCCUUGAAAUAUUGGGCACUAAGACUACUGAUUCUGGAACCUAUUCCUGCAGGGCCACAAAUAGGUGGGGCCAAGCUGAAAUAAGCGUAAAACUUGAAUGCGUUGAUAAGAGCAAAGGACAAAAACCGAAGUUCACUACACAUAUACAAAGCAUUGAAGGUCUUAAGGAUGGCCAAUCCGCACACUUUGAAUGUACAGUUAUACCUGUGGAUGAUCCAGACAUGAAGAUUGAAUGGUACCAUAAUGGCCAACCACUUCGUCACUCUACAAGAAUAAAAACAGUAUCCGAUUUUGGAUUCGUUGUUAUGGACAUUGCUUAUACGCAAAACCAUGAUACUGGAGAAUAUGUAUGCCGAGCUUAUAACAAAUACGGGGAAGAUUUCACUAAGGCUACCAUUAACUGCUAUGGCAGAAGUGGAGUCUACUUGGACAGCUUGCAGCCUGACUCUCUGGCCAAGAUUAGGGAAUUAGAAAGCAUGCAGGGGGCACAGCAACAGGCGCCAUCAGCAGCAUCUGCCGAACCGCCAAAAUUCUUGACCCAAAUACAAGAUGUUACAAAGUUAGUAGAAGGUCAGAGUGCACACUUUGAAGCUAGACUAAUACCAGUUGAUGAUCCAGAUCUGAAAGUAGAAUGGUUCUACAACGGCAAGAAGUUACCACAUGGACAUAGAUACAGGACUUUCCAUGAUUUCGGAAUUGUCAUAUUGGAUAUCUUAUACUGUUAUGAAGAAAAUUCUGGUGUUUACGAAUGUGUUGCUACGAACAAAUUGGGCAGAGACUCAACAAAGGCUACGCUCAAAUGUACAUCGAAGGAAAAUUUGAUCCUGGACUCGCAACUUCCGCGGGGCAUGGAAGGUGGUUUAGAAAAACUUCAAACCUUGGAGGAUUCAAUGAUUCGCAGAAAAGAUACUACGGUUGAGGAAGAAAGGGGCAAAGCGCCUGUCUUUACAGUUCCUCUGUCAAACAUAGACAACCUAAGAGAAGGAGAAAAUGCCCACUUUGAGGCGCGACUUACACCAACAGACGACCCUAAUCUUAAAGUGGAAUGGUACUGGAAUGGCAAGUCACUUAAGGCUGGAUCUAGAUUCAGAACGUUCUGCGAUUUUGGAUUUGUUAUUUUAGAAAUAUCUCCUACCUAUCCUGAAGACUCGGGAGAAUACCUAUGCCGCGCCUAUAAUAAUUAUGGUGAAGCUGUAACUACAGCAACUAUGAAGGUGCAAGGCAAACGCAAUAUUAUUCUAGAAUCUCAACUACCAAAGGGCAUGGAAGGAACAAUUGACAAAAUUGCUGCUCUCGAAGGCUACACUGGCACAGUCGACUCAAUGACACCUGAAGCGGAGAGUGGUAACCCUCCUGAAUUCAUCACAACUCCUUCUGAUCUUGUGCUCUCAGAGAACUCAUCGGCGCACUUCGAGUGUCGCCUAGUCCCUGUUAAUGACUCCAGCAUGAGAGUAGAGUGGUACCAUAAUGGAAAACCACUUCUUACUGGAUCUAGAGUCAAAACCAUUAACGACUUCGGAUUUGUCAUAUUAGAAAUUGGCGGUGUUUACCAACGUGAUGCCGGUUUAUACACCUGCAAGGCUACUAACCGUCAUGGUGAAGCUACAGUAUCUUGCAAGUUACAAGUGAAAGGCAGACAAGGCAUAAUCUUGGAGCCUCAGCUACCAUCUCACUUUAAAUCAGGAACUGAAAGUAUCCAAAAGUUGGAGGAAACAUUACACAAACGAGAGGAAAUUCAAAUAGAAGAUGAAAAACCAAACCCUCCGCGAUUCACGGUAGAAAUCAAGGACAACCUGGAUGUCCCAGAAGGUGGCCCCAUCCACUUCGACUGUCGUGUCGAGCCAGUUGGCGAUCCAACAAUGAGGAUCGAUUGGUUCUACAACGGUAGGGCAUUUGCGACUGGAUCUCGUGUACACAUGCUUAAUGACUUUGGUUUCAUAGCCUUAGACAUUGACUAUAUUUACGCUCGUGACGCUGGUGAGUACACUUGUCGCGCUACGAACAAGUGGGGCUCGGCAACUACUACAGCAAAGAUCACUUGCAGCGCAAAGCGCGAUAUUGUACUGGAAUCCCAGCUUCCGCAAGGCAUGAGUGGCGAAAAGAUCAAAGAGCUUGAAAGAGGACGUGUUACUGACGCUCCUAAAGAAGAGCCUGUAGUCAGCACGCCACCCAAGUUCAUUACACAGAUUCAGUCGCACACUGUCGAGGAAUCAGAAGGCGUUCGUUUCGAGUGCCGAGUGGAACCUAAGGAAGAUCCAAAACUUCGCGUCGAGUGGUACCGUAACGGAAAGCUGUUACCAUCGGGACACAGAUACCGUACAGUUUACGACAUGGGUUUCGUUUCUUUAGAUAUUUUAUACGUGUACGCGGAGGAUUCCGGCGAAUAUGUAUGCAGAGCAGUCAACGACUUUGGUGAAGAUUUUACCAAGGGAACUAUUUCCUGCAAGCAAUUGCCAGAUAUCAUCUUACAAAACCAAGUGCCACGCGGAAUGAAGAGGUCAGAAGCUUUGACUCAAAUGGAGGCUACAAUCAAGAAAUACACUUCGGAAAUAUUCUUGACGGAAGAUGAUUUGUACGAUGUUGACAAAAAGCAGCCACCUAGAUUUGUUACCCAAAUUCAAAGCCAAACAACACUUGUUGAAAUGGAGUCAACUAAGUUCGAAUGCCAAUUGGCACCCGUCGGAGACCCGAAUAUGAAAGUGGAAUGGUUCUUUAAUGGCAAACCAUUGCUGCACAAGAACCGAUUUACUCCAAUCUACGACUUUGGCUACGUGGCAAUGAACUUUGGAUGGGUAUACCCUGAGGACAGCGGCGAAUAUGUAUGCCGCGCUACAAACCUUUACGGCAUGGACGAAACUCGGGCCAUCAUCAAAACAGCCGGCAAGCCUGGCAUCGUUUACGAUUCUCAGCUGCCUAAACACAUGAAGAGUAUCGAGAAGAUUCGCGAAAUGGAAGCAGCAUGGCAAACGGCCCCUGAACCAAUGCCGGAUGAAACUAAGGCUCGGUCAGCGCCCGUUUUCGUGAGCCGACCGGACCCUGUAACAGUAGAAGAAGGCGAAUGGGCCCGCUUCCAAUGCCGUGUCACCGGCCACCCCAAGCCGCGUGUAAUGUGGCUGCUUAAUGGAAACACCAUUGUAAACGGUUCCAGAUAUAAAUUGACAUACGACGGAAUGUACCACUUUGACAUACCUAAGACCAGGCAAUAUGAUACUGGCAAGAUUGAAGUUAUCGCUAGGAGUUCCGUUGGCGAGGCUUUGGCUACGACCGAAUUAAAAGUAAUUCCGAGACACGACGAUUACAGAGGAGUCCUUAAGAAUGCUCCGAGACCUUGGUAUGAUGAGACGACACAACACCAACGCUCUGAAACUGAACUAGAAAAAACCUUCGAAGAAAGGCAAACUAUGCAACGACAGGGUGUCAUUGACCAUAGACCAGAACUGAAACCUAAAGUCAUUAAGGAGCCAGAAACUGAAUGGCAACAAACUGUUAAGAAGAAGAAGAGCGAAGAGUAUUACAACAAACUCCAGGAGUUAGAAAAUGAACAGGUUAUCAAAGAAAGCAGGAUGAGAGAAUCAACUCAUCAGUAUGCUAUCCCUGGAGAAAAAAUAGCAAGUAACUCCAUGGCCAGGGGUAUGGCUCAGAAGUACGAGGACAGUUUAGAACAAACUGAAGAGGUCGUUGAACAACAAGUGCAGAAGAAGAUCGUUCAAAAACCAAGGAUUCCUGAUCCAUCUGAAUCUACUGUACAUGGUAAAGAAGUGCACGUAGCCAAGCAGAAGCAAAUACAAAAAGAAGUCGUAGGCGAUACAGAGAUUACUCGAAAGAUCACAUCCACUGAGACUACUGAGGUGGAGCACAAAGCUCAAACACACGAAAGAGUUGUCGAAGGACCUGUUAAGCCUAGCAAACCCCCCGUAUUUACUAAGAAAAUGCAGCCAUGUCGAGCAUUUGAACACGAGCAAGCCAGAUUUGAAGUAGAAUUCGACGGUGAGCCAUUACCUACCAUUAAAUGGUAUCGUGAGAACUUCCCGAUCAAGAACUCUCCUGAUUUCCAAAUUCACACGUUCAGCACAAAGUCUGUUCUGAUUAUAAGGCAGGUGUUUGUUGAAGAUUCUGCAGUAUUUGCUGCUGUUGCUGAGAAUAGAGGUGGUACUGCAAAGUGCAGCGCCAAUUUAGUAGUGGAGGAGCGUAGACGUCAAGGCAGAGGAGGUGUCACACCGCCCAGUUUUACGUUGACUGCACAGAAUGUUAACGUGACUGCUGGCCAGCUCGUGAGAUUUGACACUAAGGUUACUGGAACCAAACCUAUUGAUGUGUAUUGGCUGAAAAACGGUAAAAAGGUUCAGCCUGACAUAAGAAACAAGAUUUUAGAAGAAGAUGGUACUUUCACACUUCUUAUUCUGGAAGCGUACCCGCAAGAUUCGGGCAAAUACGAGUGCGUGGCUAUCAACAGUGCUGGAGAAGCAAGAUGCGACGCCGAGUGUGUGGUCAGCGCACCUGCUACCAAAGAGAAGCCUAAACCUCAAGCUAAAGCUGCUAACGCUCCUCCCGAAAUCAUCGAACCUCUAAAAGACAAGGUCGUUACUGAAGGACAAGCCAUCGAAUUCAGCUGCAAGAUAGUGGGCAAGCCGACACCUACAGUUCAAUGGUACAAGGGAGAUAAGUUGAUAAAGCCGUCGAAAUACUUCCAAAUGUCAAGGACUGCUGACGAAUACACUCUCCGCAUUUCCGAGGCUUUCCCAGAAGACGAGGGUGACUACAAAUGCGUUGCGUAUAACUCUGCGGGCAGAGUGACCGUCGCUGCUAAGCUGAAAGUGACUCAACCAGACCAGGCUGACAACCUUCCCACCCUGACACCUCUUCGCGAUAUCGUCGUCAACGAAGGACAACCCGCUCAAUUCAAGACGCACAUUACCAGCAAAGUGAAACCUACGAUCCAAUGGCUGCGUGAAGGAGCUUUGAUCCCUGAAACUCCUGAUUUCCAGAUGAUCCACGAGGGCAACAACGCCGUGCUGUUGAUCGGCAACACGUACGAGGAGGACACCGGCACGUUCACCUGCCGCGCCACCACCGCCGCCGGCCAAGUCGAGACCUCGGCAAAGCUAGUCGUCAAAAAAUCUCAAAAAAGAAUGACGCACAAAACUUACUCUGAAAAAUCCGAUAUAAGAUCUUCAACAUCCGAGAAAGGAGACAUAACAACUAGUAGAGCACUAUACCAAUCUACUGAAGAAACAAACAUCCUUAAGUUACAAAAUUUACAAGAAAUAGAAUCGAAAAGGGUGUCAAGUAAUGUCCCUUGGCGUAAAAAAGAUCAAGUCGAAGUAGUUCAAUCGAGUAAUGAUGAAAAAUUAGAAGUAAAGCACUGGAGAAAACAGCGCCAAGAAGAUACUAAAUCGAUUCAACAAAUAUCAACAUCUGAAGAUACAAAUAUUUUAUUAUUAGACAGACAAGAAACAACUGACACCGAAGUCAAAUCAAUAAGAAAAGAAGAUCUGCAGCCAAAACACUGGAGACAGCCUCGUGCGGAAAAGAAGCCAGAGCUGGUUGAAAAAACAGUGCAUACCGAGGAUUCACAAAUCCUUCAAAAACAAGAAGAAGAGGUUAUAGAUCAAACGGUUAAAAAAGAAACUCUCGAAACAAAAGUUUGGCGAAAGCCUCGAAAAGAUGACAAACCAAAUUUUUUGGAUAAAACUUCACAUGUGGAAGAUUCUACAGACGUACAUAUAAAAGACACUAUGCAAGAAACACAAGAGAAGUUAGAGGCCAAAAGCUGGCGGAAGCCACGCCCAGAAACUUCAGAAAAAGUCUCUAUAACAUCUGAAAUGAAGGAGGAAACUAAACACUGGAGAAAGCCUAGAGUGCAAGAUUCAAAUGAAAACGUAAUUCAAGAUAUUAAAUCAGAAAUAAUUGAACAAGUUGAGGAAGAAGCUACUACUAAACAACAUUGGCGAAAACCUCGAACGGAGGAUAAACGCCCUGUGCAAGAGCGAAGAGAAAGUAUUCCAUGGACAGAAGAAAGUAUUCGUCUGAGGCCUACGAAGGUGGAAAAGAAGGAAAUUGUAAAAGAAAAAUUUGAAGACGUGAAUUUGAAACCGGUUCGCAAAGAUUCUGUCCAGAAAAGUACACUUGUAGUUGACGAGUCAUUAACGUAUGAAGAAGACACCAUUGUACUAAAAAUAUCGGAAGAUGAAAACGUCACAGAAGCGCACGUACCGAUAGAGCCCAGUGAUGAUAAAACGCCAUCUUGGCGAAAAUCAAUCAAGAAAAAGCAGGUAGUAAAGGAUGAUGUGAAUAGAGAUAUAGAAGAACAGACACAGAGGGAACCUGUAGACGGACCAAUAAUCCAACAAGACGUAAAAUCCAAACAGCUCGAAGAGCUUCCUCAAGAAGCACCCAAAUGGUUAACAAAGGGCAGACAGCCGAAACAAGAUGAACUCAAAGAGGAAGUGGUACUCAAGCCGGUGCCAAGACAAAGAGAGCUAGAUGAGAAGAAGCCUGAGGAGGUCCAGCUGAAACCAGUUAAGAAACAGAAACCUGUCGAGGAGACCACUCCUGAGGAAGUCAAAUGGCCUACAGGCAAGAGGCGUCCCAAGGAAGAAGAACCGAAGGAAGAGGUGGUCCUCAAGCCAGUGCCAAAACAGAAAGAGCCUGAGGAACAGAAGCCUGAGGAGGUCCAGCUGAAACCAGUUAAGAAACAGAAACCUGUCGAGGAGACCACUCCUGAGGAAGUUAAAUGGCCUACAGGCAAGAGGCGUCCCAAGGAAGAAGAACCAAAGGAAGAGGUGGUCCUCAAGCCAGUGCCAAAACAGAAAGAGCCUGAGGAGCAGAAGCCUGAAGAGGUCCAGCUGAAACCAGUUAAGAAACAGAAACCUGUCGAGGAGACCACUCCUGAGGAAGUUAAAUGGCCUACAGGCAAGAGGCGUCCCAAGGAAGAAGAACCAAAGGAAGAGGUGGUCCUCAAGCCAGUGCCAAAACAGAAAGAGCCUGAGGAGCAGAAGCCUGAGGAGGUCCAGCUGAAACCAGUUAAGAAACAGAAACCUGUCGAGGAGACCACUCCUGAGGAAGUCAAAUGGCCUACAGGCAAGAGGCGUCCCAAGGAAGAAGAACCAAAGGAAGAGGUGGUCCUUAAGCCAGUGCCAAAACAGAAAGAGCCUGAGGAGCAGAAGCCUGAGGAGGUCCAGCUGAAACCAGUUAAGAAACAGAAACCUGUCGAGGAGACCACUCCUGAGGAAGUCAAAUGGCCUACAGGCAAGAGGCGUCCCAAGGAAGAAGAACCAAAGGAAGAGGUGGUCCUCAAGCCAGUGCCAAAACAGAAAGAGCCUGAGGAGCAGAAGCCUGAGGAGGUCCAGCUGAAACCAGUUAAGAAACAGAAACCUGUCGAGGAGACCACUCCUGAGGAAGUCAAAUGGCCUACAGGCAAGAGGCGUCCCAAGGAAGAAGAACCAAAGGAAGAGGUGGUCCUCAAGCCAGUGCCAAAACAGAAAGAGCCUGAGGAACAGAAGCCUGAGGAGGUCCAGCUGAAACCAGUUAAGAAACAGAAACCUGUCGAGGAGACCACUCCUGAGGAAGUUAAAUGGCCUACAGGCAAGAGGCGUCCCAAGGAAGAAGAACCAAAGGAAGAGGUGGUCCUCAAGCCAGUGCCAAAACAGAAAGAGCCUGAGGAGCAGAAGCCUGAGGAGGUCCAGCUGAAACCAGUUAAGAAACAGAAACCUGUCGAGGAGACCACUCCUGAGGAAGUCAAAUGGCCUACAGGCAAGAGGCGUCCCAAGGAAGAAGAACCAAAGGAAGAGGUGGUCCUCAAGCCAGUGCCAAAACAGAAAGAGCCUGAGGAGCAGAAGCCUGAGGAGGUCCAGCUGAAACCAGUUAAGAAACAGAAACCUGUCGAGGAGACCACUCCUGAGGAAGUCAAAUGGCCUACAGGCAAGAGGCGUCCCAAGGAAGAAGAACCAAAGGAAGAGGUGGUCCUCAAGCCAGUGCCAAAACAGAAAGAGCCUGAGGAGCAGAAGCCUGAGGAGGUCCAGCUGAAACCAGUUAAGAAACAGAAACCUGUCGAGGAGACCACUCCUGAGGAAGUCAAAUGGCCUACAGGCAAGAGGCGUCCCAAGGAAGAAGAACCAAAGGAAGAGGUGGUCCUCAAGCCAGUGCCAAAACAGAAAGAGCCUGAGGAGCAGAAGCCUGAGGAGGUCCAGCUGAAACCAGUUAAGAAACAGAAACCUGUCGAGGAGACCACUCCUGAGGAAGUUAAAUGGCCUACAGGCAAGAGGCGUCCCAAGGAAGAAGAACCAAAGGAAGAGGUGGUCCUCAAGCCAGUGCCAAAACAGAAAGAGCCUGAGGAACAGAAGCCUGAGGAGGUCCAGCUGAAACCAGUUAAGAAACAGAAACCUGUCGAGGAGACCACUCCUGAGGAAGUCAAAUGGCCUACAGGCAAGAGGCGUCCCAAAGAAGAAGAACCAAAGGAAGAGGUGGUCCUCAAGCCAGUGCCAAAACAGAAAGAGCCUGAGGAGCAGAAGCCUGAGGAGGUCCAGCUGAAACCAGUUAAGAAACAGAAACCUGUCGAGGAGACCACUCCUGAGGAAGUCAAAUGGCCUACAGGCAAGAGGCGUCCCAAGGAAGAAGAACCAAAGGAAGAGGUGGUCCUCAAGCCAGUGCCAAAACAGAAAGAGCCUGAGGAACAGAAGCCUGAGGAGGUCCAGCUGAAACCAGUUAAGAAACAGAAACCUGUCGAGGAGACCACUCCUGAGGAAGUCAAAUGGCCUACAGGCAAGAGGCGUCCCAAGGAAGAAGAACCAAAGGAAGAGGUGGUCCUCAAGCCAGUGCCAAAACAGAAAGAGCCUGAGGAGCAGAAGCCUGAGGAGGUCCAGCUGAAACCAGUUAAGAAACAGAAACCUGUCGAGGAGACCACUCCUGAGGAAGUUAAAUGGCCUACAGGCAAGAGGCGUCCCAAGGAAGAAGAACCAAAGGAAGAGGUGGUCCUCAAGCCAGUGCCAAAACAGAAAGAGCCUGAGGAACAGAAGCCUGAGGAGGUCCAGCUGAAACCAGUUAAGAAACAGAAACCUGUCGAGGAGACCACUCCUGAGGAAGUCAAAUGGCCUACAGGCAAGAGGCGUCCCAAAGAAGAAGAACCAAAGGAAGAGGUGGUCCUCAAGCCAGUGCCAAAACAGAAAGAGCCUGAGGAGCAGAAGCCUGAGGAGGUCCAGCUGAAACCAGUUAAGAAACAGAAACCUGUCGAGGAGACCACUCCUGAGGAAGUCAAAUGGCCUACAGGCAAGAGGCGUCCCAAGGAAGAAGAACCAAAGGAAGAGGUGGUCCUCAAGCCAGUGCCAAAACAGAAAGAGCCUGAGGAACAGAAGCCUGAGGAGGUCCAGCUGAAACCAGUUAAGAAACAGAAACCUGUCGAGGAGACCACUCCUGAGGAAGUUAAAUGGCCUACAGGCAAGAGGCGUCCCAAGGAAGAAGAACCAAAGGAAGAGUUGGUCCUCAAGCCAGUGCCAAAACAGAAAGAGCCUGAGGAACAGAAGCCUGAGGAGGUCCAGCUGAAACCAGUUAAGAAACAGAAACCUGUCGAGGAGACCACUCCUGAGGAAGUCAAAUGGCCUACAGGCAAGAGGCGUCCCAAGGAAGAAGAACCAAAGGAAGAGGUGGUCCUCAAGCCAGUGCCAAAACAGAAAGAGCCUGAGGAGCAGAAGCCUGAGGAGGUCCAGCUGAAACCAGUUAAGAAACAGAAACCUGUCGAGGAGACCACUCCUGAGGAAGUUAAAUGGCCUACAGGCAAGAGGCGUCCCAAGGAAGAAGAACCAAAGGAAGAGGUGGUCCUCAAGCCAGUGCCAAAACAGAAAGAGCCUGAGGAACAGAAGCCUGAGGAGGUCCAGCUGAAACCAGUUAAGAAACAGAAACCUGUCGAGGAGACCACUCCUGAGGAAGUCAAAUGGCCUACAGGCAAGAGGCGUCCCAAAGAAGAAGAACCAAAGGAAGAGGUGGUCCUCAAGCCAGUGCCAAAACAGAAAGAGCCUGAGGAGCAGAAGCCUGAGGAGGUCCAGCUGAAACCAGUUAAGAAACAGAAACCUGUCGAGGAGACCACUCCUGAGGAAGUCAAAUGGCCUACAGGCAAGAGGCGUCCCAAGGAAGAAGAACCAAAGGAAGAGGUGGUCCUCAAGCCAGUGCCAAAACAGAAAGAGCCUGAGGAACAGAAGCCUGAGGAGGUCCAGCUGAAACCAGUUAAGAAACAGAAACCUGUCGAGGAGACCACUCCUGAGGAAGUUAAAUGGCCUACAGGCAAGAGGCGUCCCAAGGAAGAAGAACCAAAGGAAGAGUUGGUCCUCAAGCCAGUGCCAAAACAGAAAGAGCCUGAGGAACAGAAGCCUGAGGAGGUCCAGCUGAAACCAGUUAAGAAACAGAAACCUGUCGAGGAGACCACUCCUGAGGAAGUUAAAUGGCCUACAGGCAAGAGGCGUCCCAAGGAAGAAGAACCAAAGGAAGAGGUGGUCCUCAAGCCAGUGCCAAAACAGAAAGAGCCUGAGGAACAGAAGCCUGAGGAGGUCCAGCUAAAACCAGUUAAGAAAGUUACCACAGUAGAAAGUGAAGAACCCACUGUAGAGGAAAAAGAAGUAACAAUUGUAAGCAAAACAAAAGUAGUGAAGAAAAAGGUACAAAAAGAGGAAGAACAAACAAAUAUAGAGGAGGUUAUACCUGAGACAAAACCAAUAGAAGAAAAGAAGUUGAAAAGAACGCGUAAAGACGACACCAAAGUGGAAGAAAUCGUGAUUGUAGAAGAAGUGAAAAAUGAACCAGCUGUUGAACAAGAAGAAGAAGUAAGAGUGGUAACCAAGCAAUCGAAAGUGGUGAAGAAGAAGACACGAAAAGAGAAAAAAGAAGUUGGACCAAUAAUUAUAAAACCUUUAACGGCAAAGAACGUUUUGGAAAACACAGACUUUGAACUCGUCGUUUUCUUUGAAGCGGAAGAUGACUGUCAAGUAACAUGGUACCGUAAUAACCAACUCAUAGAGCCUAGAGAUGACUGCAUAAUUAAUACAGAAAGGGGGAAAUCAUUUGUUAAAGUUUUAGAUACAGAUAAAAGUAAACUUGGAAAAUAUGAAGUAAUCAUUGAAUCUAUGGAUAAAACAAUUAAAUCAGCAUGUUCAGUAAAAUUAUCAAAACCUUCAGACGAAGGGCAAGUGCAACCACCAGUGUUCAUACGACCUCUCUAUCCAAAAGAAAUACGAUUAGGCGAUAUACUUUUGAUGGAAGCCGAGGUAAUUUCUGUUCCAUGUGCCUCUUUCCAAUGGUUUAUAAACACCAAGGAGGUUACGUCUCAUGCAAAAGAAAACAAACUGAAUAACAUAUACGUAACAACCAGAGAAAAUAUAUCUUGUCUAUGUAUCGAAAACAUUACAGAAGAUUUGAUUGGAGUUAUAACGUGUAGAGCAGAAAAUUUUGCAGGAUCAGUGUCCUGUUCAGCUUCUUUAAUUCUCAUAGACAACGAACCUUGUUACGUAACAGGAAAGGGUCCUGAAAUAGUAACACCCCUAAAGUCAGCCACUGUAAUGGAUGGAGAACCAAUAUAUCUUACUUGUGAAGUAUCUGGUGAACCUUGGCCGAAAAUUGAAUGGUAUCAUGAUGACAAAUUUAUAAAAAAAGUUAGAGAUAUAACCUUUGCCCGGCAAGAAUCGGGACUGUGUGGAUUAUGUAUAAAAGAAGCCUUUCCAGAAAUGUCGGGAAAUUACAAAUGUGUGGCGACAAACACUUUUGGAAGUAGUAGCACCGAAUGUACAAUAAAUGUAGAAGCGUACGAAUACGUCCCGAGUGCUUCGGAGGAAGAUAUACUCAGUGACGAGAGAACUAGUGAUAUAGAGGAAUUUGCACCUCGUAUAGUAAAAGCACUACCAACGGUUGUAGCGCCCAGCGAAGGCGAAUUAACCCGGUUAGAAGCAAAAGCAAUUGGCGUGCCUAAACCACAAGUCCGGUGGAUGAAACAAGGUGUCGAAAUAAUACAAUCUCAAGAAUACCAAAUUGAAGAAAUGGAAGAUGGCACAUCUAUUUUAAUUAUACCCGAAGUUUACAAGGACGACACUGGAGAAAUUAAAUUUGAAGCCUACAACCCGCUCGGAGUCACAUCCACUAUUGCCGCUUUGUCUGUACAGAGUAUCAUUGGCACUAAGGAAUACAGGAAACCGGAAUGGGUCACUCAUAUGGAAGAAUUGCAAGCCGCUCUUAAAGCAACACAAUCUGUUCCAACUUUCGUCAAAGACAUCUUGGGCGAACGUGUUCACGAGGAUGAGACAGUUGUGUUUGAAGCUGUUUACAGCGGGAAUCCCACACCAGAAAUAUUGUGGUACAAAGAUGAUAAAGUGAUAAGGUCUGAUGAAAGAUUCAUCAUAGAAAAUAAAGACAACCGCACAAGUUGUACGAUUCGAAAAGCAGUGAAAGAAUUGGAAGGAUCAUAUAUGUGUAAAGCUGUCAGUGAUAUAGGUAUGGCAAUAACUAAAGCUAAACUUCAAAUAUUCGAAAAAGGAGAAAAGAUUAAGAAACAUACUGCCAAGGAAGUGAAAGAAAAAUUGAAAAAAGAAAAAGUAACUCGACGGGAAGAUAAGGCCGUCAAGACUGAAACUGCUCUUGAAAAAACGGAAGAUUUACUGGAAUCCGCUAGUAUUACUGAAGUACAGCCGAUAGAUGAGCCUGUCUCAAUUAACGAGCGCAUUGACAGACGAAAGGCUAAAGUGAUAGUUACUGAGGCAGAACAUGUGGAGAUUACGGAUACUGCUUCAUACAAAAAGGUGGACAAAAAGGAAAAGACAAAACCAAUGCCACAAAAAAUAGAGCCAAUUGUAACUCCACAAGACUAUUUGGUAUCAUCACAGCAACAAAAAGAGGAGACAGCAGAACCUCUUGAGGACAGUCCUUACGAAAAACAGAAAGGUAUUAUUAAAAUGGUUGACACUGAUUCGCGAGUGGUUGCUGAAAUAAAUGAACUACUUGAAGUUAUAAACGCUAAAGAAUUUGGCUCUGGGGAGUCACCUUUGCGAGAAUUAGCAAAAAUUGGCUACAUGCUUAGACGUGGUAUAACGACAGAUGAAAUAGAAGGACUCUACGAUUCUGAAUAUUUCCCAGCGUUAAGAAUACCGCAAUCACAGUCGGCUCUAGUUCAACUUGUAGAACGACAAGGUCAUGGAGCGCUUAUUACUGAAGUACUUACCGAAGAAACAACUCACGACGAAGAUAUUAUCGCGGCAAAAGUAGGCUUCCGCGCAUUCUUGAAAAUGGUGGAAAUGAAACAUACUUCAGUCGAGGAAGUAAUAGCUCACUUCUAUCCUGAAGAUUUCAAGCCCCGAUCCUGGGAACAACGAGAGGCACAUGAGGUCAUCGUAGAAUCAUCGGCCGAAUAUUCUGCGAAAACACACAUUCCAACAGUAAUAAAAGAUGAGAAAGUUAUCAGCAAGGAACAGCGAGAUACCAAAGAGAAUGACAAGAGUAGACGAAAAUUAAUAUCUAAAGAGCAGGAAUCCCUAGAAGUGGAGGAAGUAUUGUAUGAAGAUAAAAAGUUCGCUGUAAUGAGGUCAAAAGAAAAAUUGGAACAUUAUGAAGAAGACAAUACUGAAAUUUUAGAAGAUGAGCCAUAUUCAUGCACAAAAGCAUUGGCCGCAGACAUUCCUGAAAGCCGAAUUGAAAUAGUACCGGCCAGUCAAGUAACACAUCUUGUUUCUCCGAAAACCAAUGAUAUAACAGCAAAUAUCAAAGUUGACAGUAAUUACCCCUUAAUGAAUGAAACAAGAAUUACACAUGAAAAUGAAAUUCCACUUACAUUAAAAGACAACACGAAGGCUUUUGGAAAACCAGUCAUAUCAGAGUUAGAACCGAUACAAAUAACACAAACCGAAGUAAGUACUUCGUUGGAUGAAUAUGACAUCGCUAAACCCAAAAUGGAGAUUAAUGCCACUAAAGGCAUUGUUCCGACUGAAGGAUUAAUAACUUCAGAAGUAUUGACUAGCAUUGAGGCUACUGAUUUCAAAAAGACAGACCAGUCUUCUGAAAAAGCUAAACCAAAUGUAAUACCAAGAGAUGCUUUACAUGUUUCUGAAAAUAUAACAUCUGACAAAGAAGAUUUACUAGAAGAUUUAACAGUAAAGAAACUAACAGCUACCGUUGGAUAUUCAACGUUGACCGGAUUGAAUGUUACGGAAGUAAAUGAAGAAAUGAAAGAACACGUUAUGGAAACAACAACUAAAGAUAAGAUGGCAACGUCAAAACUUAAUUUUACUUUAUUAGAAAGUGUCGAAGUAGGUGAAGUAUUUGUAGAAGACAAAUCAGGUAAAUAUUAUCCUGAACUUAUAGUACCUACUGAGACGGCCAAAAAAGAAUUGCUAGUUUCGAAUCAAUUGAUUACUGAAAUACACAAUUUACAAGAAAAGGAAGGAUCUCUAGCCACACUUAAAAUACCACAAACACAGGAGGCGAACAUUGAUGUAACAUCAACAGACAGUAUAGUAGUAAAAGUUGAAGAGUUACACGAAAAAGAGGGGCAGUUACCAAAAAUUGAGAUGCCAACUCAAAUAAAUGUAGACAAAGACGUAAUGUUACAUACUAGUUUAUGUAAUACCAUAGUUACUUCUCAGUUAAAAGAAACGGAAUUCACUCCUGAACCAGUAACUACUAAAAAGGCAACUAUAGGUGUAACAGAACAUCAACAUAAGUUCAAUACGGAAACAAAUAUACAAGAUUCAGAAAAUGUUUUCGAAAAACAUAAAUCAGCAGCCACUACUCAAGCAGAGGUAUCAUUAUCUUUGCUAGAUAAUUCUAUAAUUGAAGAAGUACAAAUUAAUGAAAGUGAAAAAGAACUCUUAAUUAAGGACGAUGUUCCGUCUGCCAAGGCUGAAGCUGAGUUUAAAUCUAGUCAGCCAAUUGUUACUUCUCAAAUUUUGGAGCUCACAUCAACAGGGGAGUUAGGUAUUAUGGAUAAAAUGACAGAUGAUACUGCAACCGAGACAAUAAUAACAGAAUGUGCCAAAAUUGUGAUGUCACCAUUAGUGCAUGAUCAAGAAACUACAGAAGAUUAUAAGACUAAAAAACCUGAAAAUAUUACAACGUCUUUGGUACCUAAUGUCCCAAUUACAGUCUCUGAAAUAGAAUCAAAUGAGUUAGAAAGUAAACUCAAUUUAAAUAAAUUACCCGAUAAAGUAUGUGCAAAGCAAUCUCCAACGCACCAUCUCAAAACACCCCUUUCUGAAGAAAUUACAACAGCAGAUCAAUACGAUAGUCUUAAACCGCUUGACAUAAUCUCAGAAAAAGCCACAGAGCAAAGAGAUUUACAAAAAGAAAUAAGAAUACUUCAAACCACAGUUGAUGAACAACUUCAAAAAUUAGAUCAGAAUGAGAUCUUACAUAGUAACGCUAAUGCUACAUUUAUAGGUAAUGAAAGUAUAAAGGUAACUGAAAUAAUCUCAAACGUAACUGAAGAAAAUCUUGAAAUAGCCAACACUAAGCCAAACGUUUUUGCCAAAAUGGAUAUAGACGCAGAUCACAAGAUAGCCUUAACUUCAGAAAUAAAUUUAGGUGAUGUACUAAAUCCUUUGGGGCUUAUAACCCCUAAACAGGAAGCUGCUAGUUUAACAUCUAGCGCACUGUCUUCACUUGAAGUAACUGAAACAAAAGUUUUAGACAGUCAGUCAGAUUUAUCAGCUGACACGAAACCAGAACUUAAAUAUCUGAAGCCGGAUGUUGUCUCAUUAGCAGAAACAAUAAAUGUUACAGAGGUUAUCCAACAUGAGAAGGAAACGAAUUAUGAACAAACAACAGCACCAGAAACUUGUAUAGCGUCUGCUGAUUUGGUUGGCCAACCGGUUGCUAUAUUGUCAGAAUUAAUUCCAGAUUCAUCUGUUGGUAUAGCCAAAGAGGACAAUAUACUUGAGUUGACUAAAAAAGCUACAGUGGAAAAUAUCACUCACAAAGAAAUUAUAACCAGUAUGACAAAUUCAAACGAAAAAGAAAUGAUUUUAAAGAAAGCUGAAAGACCAAUUUCGGCAGCUGCUAUGGUUAACAUCGAUUCAAGCCAAGCUUUAAUGAUAGAAGAAAAUCUAUCAGAAUCUCUUCCUACUCCUGUUAUUCAAGAGAAAGUAUUAAAAGCUACUGCUCAAGAAACUACAAUAAAUAAAGAAGCCAUUAUACAACAAGAAACUGUAGCGCACACAUCAGAACAGGAUUUGAUUUUAAAGGAAAAAGAAUGCAAGAUAAAUCCUAAGCUAACUUUGACAGCUUUACAAGUUCCAGAAUACACAGAAAGAUUGAUGGUAGAACAUGAAAAUGAAUUCACAAGUGAAACUACGCCUGAUCAUCAAACAGCAGAGUCAUCUGUGAUCUUAAAACAUGGUUUUGAAACAACAGAAAUUGUAUCCCAAUCAGAAAAUCUUGAAGAAACGCAAAAUACUUCGGUUCCCUACAAAAAAGCAGCACCAAAAGUAGAUGAAAUUUACGGAAAAACCGCUAAAGUUCAAGAAAUUAUUCCUAACCAAUCUGCAGGGGAUUUAGCAAUUGAAAAAGUUGUAUCUCAAGUACCUGACGUGUCACCAGUCACUUCUCUAACAGUUGAACAGACAGAGAUAAUUACAGCAGAAAAAGAGAUGGUACUAACGAAAGAAAUAACAAAAACAUCAAAUAUUGAACCACAGUAUUCUGAAAAAAUAGCAAUAAUAACUAGUAAUGUUGAUGCUGUAGACCAAGAGCAGGAAUUUGAGGGCAAAUUUUCCAUUCCUGGACGCAAAAUAUCUGUAGGAAUAGUGCCUUUGAGCAGUACAAUAAAUUCAGAGGUUUUAUUAAGCGGUAAUACUGAAGAUUUUAGUGAGCAAAAUAUCAAAACAUCCACAGCUAUUGAGGUACCUAUGGACUUACAAAAACAUAUACACGAGACGGAAGUUUUCCUUGGAGAAAAAGAAUCUAUUUUAUCGAAAGUUAAAACUGAUAUGCAAACUGCCUCCACAAAACUUACGGAAGUUGCAGCGACGCAGAUAACCGAAAUAAAUACAGUUGAAAAAGAAAUGCUUUUGGCAGAUACAGUAAAAGCUACUGAAUUAGAAGCUAUAUCAUCAAUUAGUGAAAAACAACCAUUACAGAAUACUGAAGUUAUAGCAACAAUUGAAAGUGAAAUUUUACAGGUGUCUCAACAAACACUGUCGAAUGCACUUUUACUACAAGGUGAGCAAGAAGCUUUACAGCAGUCUGAGCCAUUUGUCGGAGAGAUAGAAAAUAAUUUUAUGGUCGAAAAAGUGACUGAAAGAUUGCCAACAAAAAGUCUGAACGAACAAAGACCAUUGGAUAUAACUGAAAUAAUGGUAACGGAAUCAGAAAACUUGUUGGAUAGCAACUUAAAAACUAAACUUGAAACGUUAAAUCCUGAUUUUGAAAAAAGCUUUUAUGUUCAAAUAUCAGAAAUUGCCUCUUCUGAAAGAGAAGAACACUUUGAUAUUAGUAAGAUAAACGAUGACAAAACAGUUAAUCCAACGUCAAGUAUAACCCCUUACUCUAGUGUAGGAGUUAUUGAAAAUAUAAUUAACGAAAAGGAAGAUUUAUUCAAAACAAAAAGUGAAUAUAAGUCUCAACAAGCCGGAUUUUCAGUUGAAUCACAACUUCACGUUACAGUGAUUGACAAUUUAAUAACGGAAAAAGAAGAAGCUCUGAAACCGCUGACAUUACCAUCAACAAAUGAUAACCAAAACCAAGACAUAACACUUUUAAGUCAUUUAAUGACAUCAGAAACAGUAACGCUAGAAGAUAGUACGGAAAUUUAUGAAAAAAAAUCAAAUGAAGAAAAAGCUAAAACUUCCCAAGAUAUGAUUGAAGCUAUAAAUAAUGAGCAACAACAAGUUUUUGAGCAAAUUCAAGAUUUAAUAGCAUCGGGAAAACAAGAACUACUACAAGCCAAUCAAAAGAUAAUCGAUUUGAAAUCUCUAGAACAAGUAGAAGUUAUUCCUCAAGAAAGUUCAGAUUUUCUAACAAAAGAUCAUAAAAAAGAAGAAAACGCUUCAACUACUCAUACCUUAGUAAAGGAACUUGUUUCUGAGCAGCCACAUGUAGUAGAGACUACAUCUGCAUUAAUAACAGAGAAAUAUGAACCCGACAGUAACCAACCUUCAUUUGACAUCGAGACACGAAAAAGUUGCAUCAUUACUGAGAGUAUACCUCAAGAAAUCCCACAAGCUUUCACAACAGGCGUACAAAAAUCUAAUAAAAUAUUGGAACAGGUAAUAGAAAUUAGACAUUUAGAACAAACUGAAGUAGUUCCAAGCGAGAACGUGGAUGAAUUAAAAGAUGUUCAGACUAUUGAAGAAAAAACCAUUACAGAGGUGCCUCAUGAGAAUUUGGCACUGAUUCAAAGUAAAACCAUGGUUCAUGAGAAAGAAACUGAAACACACUUUGAAAAACCUUUGACUAUGGGAAAAGUUACAACUUCAGUCAAUACUAACGAAGGCAUAUCAGUAUUUGAAGUAACCCAGGGAGAUACACAAGGCAACUACGUCUCAGAGCAAGGUAAAGAAACAAAAGCAGAAAAAUCUAUAACUUUACUUUCACAUUUGCAAUGUACAGAACACAUACCGGAAACUCAUACUAGUGAACUUUUAACACAUGAAGUACAACCUAGGUUGUCAAAUAUAACAUCUACCAGUAUAUCGCCUUUGAUAAUCACAGACAAUACUAUCUUCCAAAAAGAAACCGACUUACAAAUUCAAACAACUAAAAAACAAACACUGCGUAAAGGUUUGACAGUUGCAAACGAAAUAGAAGUCACUACCGAAUUCAUCGAUGAGCAAAUAUCACCCAUGCCAGAAAAAUCUCAAGAAAACAUACCAGUUCGUAAAAUUACUCAAUCUGAAGAUCGCGAAGAUGUCGUCAUUUCGGAACAAGAAGUAUACACUAAGGAGAUAUCAGACGACAUCACGUCCCCAAAGUCAUCAGACUUUGAAGAAACUGAAGAAAUUUUAACCAAAUUUACACAAUCGCCAGACGGCCGAGAACCAAUACAAACCAAAACAAAAAGAACUAUAUUACGAAAAAAGAAAAGAAGCAAGGACCACGAUAUGAAUGAAAGAAAUGUCGUUAUCGAGGAAACCCUAGAUGAUUUCGCAAAUGAAACCCCGAAACAGGAUUUCCAUAGCAACAUUGAUAUAGAGGAGUAUAUAGGAGAUGAAGUACUCCCAGUCGAUGAUACUGAAAAAAGUACUGUUGAAAUGCCUGAAGAUCAUUUACAUAUACCUAAACUACCCAACCAAGUUCACAUCGAGGAAAUGAUAGACGAAGAAAUUGUUGAACUUCCAGAAGAUACAGUCGAGGAGACCGAAACGCCGGAAGGUAAGAAAACAUAUAUGAAAACUAAACGCAUCCUGAAACAUAAGAAACAGCCAAAAAUACAGACUAAAGAGAUCACCACUGAACACACUGACGAAUCACUCAUUCCAUUCGAAACACCACAAAUCUUAGACAAGGCCGAAGUUAUCGAAGAAGAGCCUGACAAAGUGCAAGUUACUCAAGUGCGCACGGAGACGGGCGAGGUGAAGUCAGUCAAGGUAACCAAACGCGUCAUCAAAAAGAAGAAGGGCAAACAGCAGGAAGUCACAGAAAUAACCACGACGCAACAGGACGACGAGGCUCCCGUGACAACGGUCAGCGUCACCGCGGAAGAAAUCCCUGAAGAACAGAUUGCACCCGUGGAGAUAGCAGAACUGCCCGAAGAAACGGCCAUCGAAGAAAUAGAAACACCCGAGGGUAAAACUAUUCGCAAGAAGACGAUAAAGCGCGUCGUCAGGAAAAAAGGACCCAAGCAUGAAACUGUCGAAAUCAUCACCACACAGGACGAUGACAAGGCUCCCGUCACCGAAAUCAACUUCGUGGAAGAAAAGCCGGUCGAAAUUGUUGAACUGCCAGAAGAGACCGCAGUCGAAGAGACUGAAACGCCAGAAGGUAAGAAAACACAUAAGAAAAUCACUAGACGCAUCAUCAAAAAGAAAGUAGGGCCCAAAAUUCAGACUACAGAGAUCACCACUGAACAAGAAGACGACAAGACACCAGUAGUGUCAGUACACACCACCGAACAAACCACUGACGAAUCACUCAUUCCAUUCGAAACACCACAAAUCUUAGACAAGGCCGAAGUUAUCGAAGAAGAGCCUGACAAAGUGCAAGUUACUCAAGUGCGCACGGAGACGGGCGAGGUGAAGUCAGUCAAGGUAACCAAACGCGUCAUCAAAAAGAAGAAGGGCAAACAGCAAGAAGUCACAGAAAUAACCACGACGCAACAGGACGACGAGGCUCCUGUCACUACGGUCAGCGUCACCGCGGAAGAAAUCCCUGAAGAACAGAUUGCACCUGUGGAGAUAGCGGAACUGCCCGAAGAAACAGCCAUUGAAGAAAUAGAGACACCCGAGGGAAAAACUAUUCGCAAGAAGACGAUAAAGCGCGUCGUCAGGAAAAAAGGACCCAAGCAAGAAACUGUCGAAAUCACCACCACACAGGACGAUGACAAGGCUCCAGUCACCGAAAUCAACUUCGUGGAAGAAAAGCCGGCAGAAGAAGAAAAGCCACUUGAAAUUGUGGAACUGCCAGAAGAGACCGCAGUCGAGGAGACCGAAACGCCGGAAGGUAAGAAAACACACAAGAAAAUCACUAGACGCAUCAUCAAAAAGAAAGUAGGGCCCAAAAUACAGACUACAGAGAUCACCACUGAACAAGAAGACGACAAGACACCAGUAGUGUCGGUACACACCACCGAACAAACCACUGACGAAUCACUCAUUCCAUUCGAAACACCACAAAUUUUAGACAAGGCCGAAGUUAUCGAAGAAGAGCCUGACAAAGUGCAAGUUACUCAAGUGCGCACGGAGACGGGCGAGGUGAAGUCAGUCAAGGUAACCAAACGCGUCAUCAAAAAGAAGAAGGGCAAACAGCAGGAAGUCACAGAAAUAACCACGACGCAACAGGACGACGAGGCUCCCGUCACAACGGUCAGCGUCACCGCGGAAGAAAUCCCUGAAGAACAGAUUGCACCCGUGGAGAUAGCAGAACUGCCCGAAGAAACGGCCAUCGAAGAAAUAGAAACACCCGAGGGUAAAACUAUUCGCAAGAAGACGAUAAAGCGCGUCGUCAGGAAAAAAGGACCCAAGCAAGAAACUGUCGAAAUCACCACCACACAGGACGAUGACAAGGCUCCCGUCACCGAAAUCAACUUCGUGGAAGAAAAGCCGGCAGAAGAAGAAAAGCCACUCGAAAUUGUGGAACUGCCAGAAGAGACCGCAGUCGAGGAGACCGAAACGCCGGAAGGUAAGAAAACACACAAGAAAAUCACUAGACGCAUAAUCAAAAAGAAAGUAGGGCCCAAAAUACAGACUACAGAGAUCACCACUGAACAAGAAGACGACAAGACACCAGUAGUGUCAGUACACACCACCGAACAAACCACUGACGAAUCACUCAUUCCAUUCGAAACACCACAAAUCUUAGACAAGGCCGAAGUUAUCGAAGAAGAGCCUGACAAAGUGCAAGUUACUCAAGUGCGCACGAAGACGGGCGAGGUGAAGUCAGUCAAGGUAACCAAACGCGUCAUCAAAAAGAAAAAGGGCAAACAGCAGGAAGUCACAGAAAUAACCACGACGCAACAGGACGACGAGGCUCCCGUCACAACGGUCAGCGUCACCGCAGAAGAAAUCCCUGAAGAACAGAUUGCACCCGUGGAGAUAGCAGAACUGCCCGAAGAAACGGCCAUCGAAGAAAUAGAGACACCCGAGGGAAAAACUAUUCGCAAGAAGACGAUAAAGCGCGUCGUCAGGAAAAAAGGACCCAAGCAAGAAACUGUCGAAAUCACCACCACACAGGACGAUGACAAGGCUCCCGUCACCGAAAUCAACUUCGUGGAAGAAAAGCCGGCAGAAGAAGAAAAGCCACUCGAAAUUGUGGAACUGCCAGAAGAGACCGCAGUCGAGGAGACCGAAACGCCGGAAGGUAAGAAAACACACAAGAAAAUCACUAGACGCAUCAUCAAAAAGAAAGUAGGGCCCAAAAUACAGACUACAGAGAUCACCACUGAACAAGAAGACGACAAGACACCAGUAGUGUCAGUACACACCACCGAACAAACCACUGACGAAUCACUCAUUCCAUUCGAAACACCACAAAUCUUAGACAAGGCCGAAGUUAUCGAAGAAGAGCCUGACAAAGUGCAAGUUACUCAAGUGCGCACGGAGACGGGCGAGGUGAAGUCAGUCAAGGUAACCAAACGCGUCAUCAAAAAGAAGAAGGGCAAACAGCAGGAAGUCACAGAAAUAACCACGACGCAACAGGACGACGAGGCUCCUGUCACUACGGUCAGCGUCACCGCGGAAGAAAUCCCUGAAGAACAGAUUGCACCUGUGGAGAUAGCGGAACUGCCCGAAGAAACGGCCAUUGAAGAAAUAGAAACACCACAGGGAAAAACCAUUCGCAAGAAGACGAUAAAGCGCGUCGUCAGGAAAAAAGGACCCAAGCAAGAAACUGUCGAAAUCACCACCACACAGGACGAUGACAAGGCUCCCGCCACCGAAAUCAACUUCGUGGAAGAAAAGCCGGCAGAAGAAGAAAAGCCACUCGAAAUUGUGGAACUGCCAGAAAAGACCGCAGUCGAGGAGACCGAAACGCCAGAAGGUAAGAAAACACACAAGAAAAUCACUAGACGCAUCAUCAAAAAGAAAGUAGGGCCCAAAAUACAGACUACAGAGAUCACCACUGAACAAGAAGACGACAAGACACCAGUAGUGUCGGUACACACCACCGAACAAACCACUGACGAAUCACUCAUUCCAUUCGAAACACCACAAAUCUUAGACAAGGCCGAAGUUAUCGAAGAAGAGCCUGACAAAGUGCAAGUUACUCAAGUGCGCACGGAGACGGGCGAGGUGAAGUCAGUCAAGGUAACCAAACGCGUCAUCAAAAAGAAGAAGGGCAAACAGCAGGAAGUCACAGAAAUAACCACGACGCAACAGGACGACGAGGCUCCCGUCACAACGGUCAGCGUCACCGCGGAAGAAAUCCCUGAAGAACAGAUUGCACCCGUGGAGAUAGCAGAACUGCCCGAAGAAACGGCCAUCGAAGAAAUAGAAACACCCGAGGGUAAAACUAUUCGCAAGAAGACGAUAAAGCGCGUCGUCAGGAAAAAAGGACCCAAGCAAGAAACUGUCGAAAUCACCACCACACAGGACGAUGACAAGGCUCCCGUCACCGAAAUCAACUUCGUGGAAGAAAAGCCGGCAGAAGAAGAAAAGCCACUCGAAAUUGUGGAACUGCCAGAAGAGACCGCAGUCGAGGAGACCGAAACGCCGGAAGGUAAGAAAACACACAAGAAAAUCACUAGACGCAUAAUCAAAAAGAAAGUAGGGCCCAAAAUACAGACUACAGAGAUCACCACUGAACAAGAAGACGACAAGACACCAGUAGUGUCAGUACACACCACCGAACAAACCACUGACGAAUCACUCAUUCCAUUCGAAACACCACAAAUCUUAGACAAGGCCGAAGUUAUCGAAGAAGAGCCUGACAAAGUGCAAGUUACUCAAGUGCGCACGGAGACGGGCGAGGUGAAGUCAGUCAAGGUAACCAAACGCGUCAUCAAAAAGAAGAAGGGCAAACAGCAGGAAGUCACAGAAAUAACCACGACGCAACAGGACGACGAGGCUCCCGUCACAACGGUCAGCGUCACCGCGGAAGAAAUCCCUGAAGAACAGAUUGCACCCGUGGAGAUAGCAGAACUGCCCGAAGAAACGGCCAUCGAAGAAAUAGAAACACCCGAGGGUAAAACUAUUCGCAAGAAGACGAUAAAGCGCGUCGUCAGGAAAAAAGGACCCAAGCAAGAAACUGUCGAAAUCACCACCACACAGGACGGUGACAAGGCUCCUGUCACCGAAAUCAACUUCGUGGAAGAAAAGCCGGCAGAAGAAGAAAAGCCACUCGAAAUUGUGGAACUGCCAGAAGAGACCGCAGUCGAGGAGACCGAAACGCCAGAAGGUAAGAAAACACACAAGAAAAUCACUAGACGCAUCAUCAAAAAGAAAGUAGGGCCCAAAAUACAGACUACAGAGAUCACCACUGAACAAGAAGACGACAAGACACCAGUAGUGUCGGUACACACCACCGAACAAACCACUGACGAAUCACUCAUUCCAUUCGAAACACCACAAAUCUUAGACAAGGCCGAAGUUAUCGAAGAAGAGCCUGACAAAGUGCAAGUUACUCAAGUGCGCACGGAGACGGGCGAGGUGAAGUCAGUCAAGGUAACCAAACGCGUCAUCAAAAAGAAGAAGGGCAAACAGCAGGAAGUCACAGAAAUAACCACGACGCAACAGGACGACGAGGCUCCCGUCACAACGGUCAGCGUCACCGCGGAAGAAAUCCCUGAAGAACAGAUUGCACCCGUGGAGAUAGCAGAACUGCCCGAAGAAACGGCCAUCGAAGAAAUAGAAACACCCGAGGGUAAAACUAUUCGCAAGAAGACGAUAAAGCGCGUCGUCAGGAAAAAAGGACCCAAGCAAGAAACUGUCGAAAUCACCACCACACAGGACGGUGACAAGGCUCCUGUCACCGAAAUCAACUUCGUGGAAGAAAAGCCGGCAGAAGAAGAAAAGCCACUCGAAAUUGUGGAACUGCCAGAAGAGACCGCAGUCGAGGAGACCGAAACGCCAGAAGGUAAGAAAACACACAAGAAAAUCACUAGACGCAUCAUCAAAAAGAAAGUAGGGCCCAAAAUACAGACUACAGAGAUCACCACUGAACAAGAAGACGACAAGACACCAGUAGUGUCGGUACACACCACCGAACAAACCACUGACGAAUCACUCAUUCCAUUCGAAACACCACAAAUCUUAGACAAGGCCGAAGUUAUCGAAGAAGAGCCUGACAAAGUGCAAGUUACUCAAGUGCGCACGGAGACGGGCGAGGUGAAGUCAGUCAAGGUAACCAAACGCGUCAUCAAAAAGAAGAAGGGCAAACAGCAAGAAGUCACAGAAAUAACCACGACGCAACAGGACGACGAGGCUCCUGUCACUACGGUCAGCGUCACCGCGGAAGAAAUCCCUGAAGAACAGAUUGCACCUGUGGAGAUAGCGGAACUGCCCGAAGAAACAGCCAUUGAAGAAAUAGAGACACCCGAGGGAAAAACUAUUCGCAAGAAGACGAUAAAGCGCGUCGUCAGGAAAAAAGGACCCAAGCAAGAAACUGUCGAAAUCACCACCACACAGGACGAUGACAAGGCUCCAGUCACCGAAAUCAACUUCGUGGAAGAAAAGCCGGCAGAAGAAGAAAAGCCACUUGAAAUUGUGGAACUGCCAGAAGAGACCGCAGUCGAGGAGACCGAAACGCCGGAAGGUAAGAAAACACACAAGAAAAUCACUAGACGCAUCAUCAAAAAGAAAGUAGGGCCCAAAAUACAGACUACAGAGAUCACCACUGAACAAGAAGACGACAAGACACCAGUAGUGUCGGUACACACCACCGAACAAACCACUGACGAAUCACUCAUUCCAUUCGAAACACCACAAAUCUUAGACAAGGCCGAAGUUAUCGAAGAAGAGCCUGACAAAGUGCAAGUUACUCAAGUGCGCACGGAGACGGGCGAGGUGAAGUCAGUCAAGGUAACCAAACGCGUCAUCAAAAAGAAGAAGGGCAAACAGCAGGAAGUCACAGAAAUAACAACGACGCAACAGGACGACGAGGCUCCAGUCACGACGGUCAGCGUGACCGAAGAACCAGUGCCCGAGCAGGAGGUCACCCCCAUCGAGACUGUAGAGCUACCGGAGGAAACCGCCGUCGAAGAAAUACAAACCCCCGAGGGUAAAAAGGUGGUCAAGAAAACCACAAAGCGCAUCGUGAGGAAGAAGGGCCCGAAACAAGAAACCGUCGAGGUCACAACUACGCAGGAGGACGACAAGGAGCCAGUUACAUCCGUCAACAUUGUCGAAGAAACGCCCACCGAAGACACGCCAGCCGAAGUUGUUGAAUUACCUGAACAAACGACCGUUGAGGAACUCGAAACGCCUGAAGGUAAGACUGUACACAAGAAAAUCACAAAACGCAUUAUCAAAAAGAAGGUAGGCCCCAAGACACAAACAACAGAGAUAACCACUGAACAGGAAGACGACAAAGCACCCGUUGUCUCCGUACACUCAACUGAACACAUCACAGACGAGGCUCUCACUCCAUUUGACACUUUACUAGUUACCGACACAGCAAAAUUGAUCGAAGAGGAACCUGAGAAGGUUCAGGUCACUCAGGUACGCACGGACACCGGCGACGUCAAAACAGUCAAGGUCUCUAAGCGCGUCAUCAAGAAGAAGCACGGUCCGAAGCAACAAGUAACUGAAAUCACCACGACGCAACAGGACGACGAGGCUCCAGUCACGACAGUCAGCGUGACCGAAGAACCAGUGCCCGAGCAGGAGGUCACCCCCAUCGAGACUGUAGAGCUACCGGAGGAAACCGCCGUCGAAGAAAUACAAACCCCCGAGGGUAAAAAGGUGGUCAAGAAAACCACAAAGCGCAUCGUGAGGAAGAAGGGCCCGAAACAAGAAACCGUCGAGGUCACAACUACGCAGGAGGACGACAAGGAGCCAGUUACAUCCGUCAACAUUGUCGAAGAAACGCCCACCGAAGACACGCCAGCCGAAGUGGUUGAAUUACCUGAACAAACGACCGUUGAGGAACUCGAAACGCCUGAAGGUAAGACUGUACACAAGAAAAUCACAAAACGCAUUAUCAAAAAGAAGGUAGGCCCCAAGACACAAACAACAGAGAUAACCACUGAGCAGGAAGACGACAAAGCACCCGUUGUCUCCGUACACUCAACUGAACACAUCACAGACGAGGCACUCACUCCAUUUGACACUUCACUAGUUACCGACACAGCAAAAUUGAUCGAAGAGGAACCUGAGAAGGUUCAGGUCACUCAGGUACGCACGGACACCGGCGACGUCAAAACAGUCAAGGUCUCUAAGCGCGUCAUCAAGAAGAAGCACGGUCCGAAGCAACAAGUAACUGAAAUCACCACGACGCAGCAGGACGACGAGGCUCCAGUCACUACGGUCAGCGUGACCGAAGAAUCAGUGCCCGAGCAGGAGGUCACCCCCAUCGAGACUGUAGAGCUACCGGAGGAAACCGCCGUCGAAGAAAUACAAACCCCCGAGGGUAAAAAGGUGGUCAAGAAAACCACAAAGCGCAUCGUGAGGAAGAAGGGCCCGAAACAAGAAACCGUCGAGGUCACAACUACGCAGGAGGACGACAAGGAGCCAGUUACAUCCGUCAACAUUGUCGAAGAAACGCCCACCGAAGACACGCCAGCCGAAGUUGUUGAAUUACCUGAACAAACGACCGUUGAGGAACUCGAAACGCCUGAAGGUAAGACUGUACACAAGAAAAUCACAAAACGCAUUAUCAAAAAGAAGGUAGGCCCCAAGACACAAACAACAGAGAUAACCACUGAGCAGGAAGACGACAAAGCACCCGUUGUCUCCGUACACUCAACUGAACACAUCACAGACGAGACACUCACUCCAUUUGACACUUCACUAGUUACCGACACAGCAAAAUUGAUCGAAGAGGAACCUGAGAAGGUUCAGGUCACUCAGGUACGCACGGACACCGGCGACGUCAAAACAGUCAAGGUCUCUAAGCGCGUCAUCAAGAAGAAGCACGGUCCGAAGCAACAAGUAACUGAAAUCACCACGACGCAGCAGGACGACGAGGCUCCAGUCACGACGGUCAGCGUGACCGAAGAACCAGUGCCCGAGCAGGAGGUCACCCCCAUCGAGACUGUAGAGCUACCGGAGGAAACCGCCGUCGAAGAAAUACAAACCCCCGAGGGUAAAAAGGUGGUCAAGAAAACCACAAAGCGCAUCGUGAGGAAGAAGGGCCCGAAACAAGAAACCGUCGAGGUCACAACUACGCAGGAGGACGACAAGGAGCCAGUUACAUCCGUCAACAUUGUCGAAGAAACGCCCACCGAAGACACGCCAGCCGAAGUGGUUGAAUUACCUGAACAAACGACCGUUGAGGAACUCGAAACGCCUGAAGGUAAGACUGUACACAAGAAAAUCACAAAACGCAUUAUCAAAAAGAAGGUAGGCCCCAAGACACAAACAACAGAGAUAACCACUGAACAGGAAGACGACAAAGCACCCGUUGUCUCCGUACACUCAACUGAACACAUCACAGACGAGACACUCACUCCAUUUGACACUUCACUAGCUACCGACACAGCAAAAUUGAUCGAAGAGGAGCCUGAGAAGGUUCAGGUCACUCAGGUACGCACGGACACCGGCGACGUCAAAACAGUCAAGGUCUCUAAGCGUGUCAUCAAGAAGAAGCACGGUCCGAAGCAACAAGUAACUGAAAUCACCACGACUCAGCAGGACGACGAAACUCCAGUCACGACGGUCAGCGUGACCGAAGAACCAGUACCCGAGCAGGAGGUCACCCCCAUCGAGACUGUAGAGCUACCGGAGGAAACCGCCGUCGAAGAAAUACAAACCCCCGAGGGUAAAAAGGUGGUCAAGAAAACCACAAAGCGCAUCGUGAGGAAGAAGGGCCCGAAACAAGAAACCGUCGAGGUCACAACUACGCAGGAGGACGACAAGGAGCCAGUUACAUCCGUCAACAUUGUCGAAGAAACGCCCACCGAAGACAAACCAGCCGAAGUUGUGGAAUUACCUGAACAAACGACCGUUGAGGAACUCGAAACGCCUGAAGGUAAGACUGUACACAAGAAAAUCACAAAACGCAUUAUCAAAAAGAAGGUAGGCCCCAAGACACAAACAACAGAGAUAACCACUGAGCAGGAAGACGACAAAGCACCCGUUGUCUCUGUACACUCAACUGAACACAUCACAGACGAGACACUCACUCCAUUUGACACUUCACUAGUUACCGACACAGCAAAAUUGGUCGAAGAGGAACCUGAGAAGGUUCAGGUCACUCAGGUACGCACGGACACCGGCGACGUCAAAACAGUCAAGGUCUCUAAGCGUGUCAUCAAGAAGAAGCACGGUCCGAAGCAACAAGUAACUGAAAUCACCACGACUCAGCAGGACGACGAAACUCCAGUCACGACGGUCAGCGUGACCGAAGAACCAGUACCCGAGCAGGAGGUCACCCCCAUCGAGACUGUAGAGCUACCGGAGGAAACCGCCGUCGAAGAAAUACAAACCCCCGAGGGUAAAAAGGUGGUCAAGAAAACCACAAAGCGCAUCGUGAGGAAGAAGGGCCCGAAACAAGAAACCGUCGAGGUCACAACUACGCAGGAGGACGACAAGGAGCCAGUUACAUCCGUCAACAUUGUCGAAGAAACGCCCACCGAAGACACGCCAGCCGAAGUGGUUGAAUUACCUGAACAAACGACCGUUGAGGAACUCGAAACGCCUGAAGGUAAGACUGUACACAAGAAAAUCACAAAACGCAUUAUCAAAAAGAAGGUAGGCCCCAAGACACAAACAACAGAGAUAACCACUGAGCAGGAAGACGACAAAGCACCCGUUGUCUCCGUACACUCAACUGAACACAUCACAGACGAGGCACUCACUCCAUUUGACACUUCACUAGUUACAGACACAGCAAAAUUGAUCGAAGAGGAACCUGAGAAGGUUCAGGUCACUCAGGUACGCACGGACACCGGCGACGUCAAAACAGUCAAGGUCUCUAAGCGCGUCAUCAAGAAGAAGCACGGUCCGAAGCAACAAGUAACUGAAAUCACCACGACGCAACAGGACGACGAGGCUCCAGUCACGACAGUCAGCGUGACCGAAGAACCAGUGCCCGAGCAGGAGGUCACCCCCAUCGAGACUGUAGAGCUACCGGAGGAAACCGCCGUCGAAGAAAUACAAACCCCCGAGGGUAAAAAGGUGGUCAAGAAAACCACAAAGCGCAUCGUGAGGAAGAAGGGCCCGAAACAAGAAACCGUCGAGGUCACAACUACGCAGGAGGACGACAAGGAGCCAGUUACAUCCGUCAACAUUGUCGAAGAAACGCCCACUGAAGACACGCCAGCCGAAGUGGUUGAAUUACCUGAACAAACGACCGUUGAGGAACUCGAAACGCCUGAAGGUAAGACUGUACACAAGAAAAUCACAAAACGCAUUAUCAAAAAGAAGGUAGGCCCCAAGACACAAACAACAGAGAUAACCACUGAGCAGGAAGACGACAAAGCACCCGUUGUCUCUGUACACUCAACUGAACACAUCACAGACGAGACACUCACUCCAUUUGACACUUCACUAGUUACCGACACAGCAAAAUUGGUCGAAGAGGAACCUGAGAAGGUUCAGGUCACUCAGGUACGCACGGACACCGGCGACGUCAAAACAGUCAAGGUCUCUAAGCGUGUCAUCAAGAAGAAGCACGGUCCGAAGCAACAAGUAACUGAAAUCACCACGACUCAGCAGGACGACGAAACUCCAGUCACGACGGUCAGCGUGACCGAAGAACCAGUACCCGAGCAGGAGGUCACCCCCAUCGAGACUGUAGAGCUACCGGAGGAAACCGCCGUCGAAGAAAUACAAACCCCCGAGGGUAAAAAGGUGGUCAAGAAAACCACAAAGCGCAUCGUGAGGAAGAAGGGCCCGAAACAAGAAACCGUCGAGGUCACAACUACGCAGGAGGACGACAAGGAGCCAGUUACAUCCGUCAACAUUGUCGAAGAAACGCCCACCGAAGACACGCCAGCCGAAGUGGUUGAAUUACCUGAACAAACGACCGUUGAGGAACUCGAAACGCCUGAAGGUAAGACUGUACACAAGAAAAUCACAAAACGCAUUAUCAAAAAGAAGGUAGGCCCCAAGACACAAACAACAGAGAUAACCACUGAGCAGGAAGACGACAAAGCACCCGUUGUCUCCGUACACUCAACUGAACACAUCACAGACGAGGCACUCACUCCAUUUGACACUUCACUAGUUACCGACACAGCAAAAUUGAUCGAAGAGGAACCUGAGAAGGUUCAGGUCACUCAGGUACGCACGGACACCGGCGACGUCAAAACAGUCAAGGUCUCUAAGCGCGUCAUAAAGAAGAAGCACGGUCCGAAGCAACAAGUAACUGAAAUCACCACGACGCAGCAAGACGACGAGGCUCCAGUCACGACAGUCAGCGUGACCGAAGAACCAGUGCCCGAGCAGGAGGUCACCCCCAUCGAGACUGUAGAGCUACCGGAGGAAACCGCCGUCGAAGAAAUACAAACCCCCGAGGGUAAAAAGGUGGUCAAGAAAACCACAAAGCGCAUCGUGAGGAAGAAGGGCCCGAAACAAGAAACCGUCGAGGUCACAACUACGCAGGAGGACGACAAGGAGCCAGUUACAUCCGUCAACAUUGUCGAAGAAACGCCCACCGAAGACAAACCAGCCGAAGUUGUGGAAUUACCUGAACAAACGACCGUUGAGGAACUCGAAACGCCUGAAGGUAAGACUGUACACAAGAAAAUCACAAAACGCAUUAUCAAAAAGAAGGUAGGCCCCAAGACACAAACCACACACAUCACAACAGAACAGGAAGACGACAAAGCACCUGUCGUCUCCGUACACACAACAGAACACAUCACAGAUGAAACACUCACUCCGUUUGACACAUCACUAGUCACCGACACAGCAAAAUUGAUCAAAGAGGAACCUGAGAAGGUUCAGGUCACUCAGGUACGCACGGACACCGGCGACGUCAAAACAGUCAAGGUCUCCAAGCGCGUCAUAAAGAAGAAGCACGGUCCGAAGCAACAAGUAACUGAAAUCACCACGACGCAGCAGGACGACGAGGCUCCAGUCACGACGGUCAGCGUGACCGAAGAACCAGUGCCCGAGCAGGAGGUCACCCCCAUCGAGACUGUAGAGCUACCGGAGGAAACCGCCGUCGAAGAAAUACAAACCCCCGAGGGUAAAAAGGUGGUCAAGAAAACCACAAAGCGCAUCGUGAGGAAGAAGGGCCCGAAACAAGAAACCGUCGAGGUCACAACUACGCAGGAGGAUGACAAGGAGCCAGUUACAUCCGUCAACAUUGUCGAAGAAACUCCCACCGAAGACACGCCAGCCGAAGUGGUUGAAUUACCUGAACAAACGACCGUUGAGGAACUCGAAACGCCUGAAGGUAAGACUGUACACAAGAAAAUCACAAAACGCAUUAUCAAAAAGAAGGUAGGCCCCAAGACACAAACCACACACAUCACAACAGAACAGGAAGACGACAAAGCACCUGUCGUCUCCGUACACACAACUGAACACAUCACAGAUGAAACACUCACUCCGUUUGACACAUCACUAGUCACCGACACAGCAAAAUUGAUCGAAGAGGAACCUGAGAAGGUUCAGGUCACUCAGGUACGCACGGACACCGGCGACGUCAAAACAGUCAAGGUCUCUAAGCGCGUCAUCAAGAAGAAGCACGGUCCGAAACAACAAGUAACUGAAAUCACCACGACGCAGCAGGACGACGAGGCUCCAGUCACGACGGUCAGCGUGACCGAAGAACCAGUGCCCGAGCAGGAGGUCACCCCCAUCGAGACUGUAGAGCUACCGGAGGAAACCGCCGUCGAAGAAAUACAAACCCCCGAGGGUAAAAAGGUGGUCAAGAAAACCACAAAGCGCAUCGUGAGGAAGAAGGGCCCGAAACAAGAAACCGUCGAGGUCACAACUACGCAGGAGGACGACAAGGAGCCAGUUACAUCCGUCAACAUUGUCGAAGAAACGCCCACCGAAGACAAACCAGCCGAGGUAGUGGAAUUACCUGAACAAACGACCGUUGAGGAACUCGAAACGCCUGAAGGUAAGACUGUACACAAGAAAAUCACAAAACGCAUUAUCAAAAAGAAGGUAGGCCCCAAGACACAAACCACACACAUCACAACAGAACAGGAAGACGACAAAGCACCUGUCGUCUCCGUACACACAACAGAACACAUCACAGACGACACAAUCACUCCAUUUGACACAUCACUAGUUACAGACACAGCAAAAUUGAUCGAAGAGGAACCUGAGAAGGUUCAGGUCACUCAGGUACGCACGGACACCGGCGACGUCAAAACAGUCAAGGUCUCUAAGCGCGUCAUCAAGAAGAAGCACGGUCCGAAGCAACAAGUAACUGAAAUCACCACGUCGCAGCAGGACGACGAGGCUCCAGUCACGACGGUCAGCGUGACCGAAGAACCAGUGCCCGAGCAGGAGGUCACCCCCAUCGAGACUGUAGAGCUACCGGAGGAAACCGCCGUCGAAGAAAUACAAACCCCCGAGGGUAAAAAGGUGGUCAAGAAAACCACAAAGCGCAUCGUGAGGAAGAAGGGCCCGAAACAAGAAACCGUCGAGGUCACAACUACGCAGGAGGACGACAAGGAGCCAGGUACAUCCGUCAACAUUGUCGAAGAAACGCCCACUGAAGACACGCCAGCCGAAGUGGUUGAAUUACCUGAACAAACGACCGUUGAGGAACUCGAAACGCCUGAAGGUAAGACUGUACACAAGAAAAUCACAAAACGCAUUAUCAAAAAGAAGGUAGGCCCCAAGACACAAACCACACACAUCACAACAGAACAGGAAGACGACAAAGCACCUGUCGUCUCCGUACACACAACUGAACACAUCACAGAUGAAACACUCACUCCGUUUGACACAUCACUAGUCACCGACACAGCAAAAUUGAUCGAAGAGGAACCUGAGAAGGUUCAGGUCACUCAGGUACGCACGGACACCGGCGACGUCAAAACAGUCAAGGUCUCUAAGCGCGUCAUCAAGAAGAAGCACGGUCCGAAGCAACAAGUAACUGAAAUCACCACGACGCAGCAGGACGACGAGGCUCCAGUCACGACGGUCAGCGUGACCGAAGAACCAGUGCCCGAGCAGGAGGUCACCCCCAUCGAGACUGUAGAGCUACCGGAAGAAACCGCCGUCGAAGAAAUACAAACCCCCGAGGGUAAAAAGGUGGUCAAGAAAACCACAAAGCGCAUCGUGAGGAAGAAGGGCCCGAAACAAGAAACCGUCGAGGUCACAACUACGCAGGAGGAUGACAAGGAGCCAGUUACAUCCGUCAAAAUUGUCGAAGAAACGCCCACCGAAGACACGCCAGCCGAAGUUGUUGAAUUACCUGAACAAACGACCGUUGAGGAACUCGAAACGCCUGAAGGUAAGACUGUACACAAGAAAAUCACAAAACGCAUUAUCAAAAAGAAGGUAGGCCCCAAGACACAAACCACACACAUCACAACAGAACAGGAAGACGACAAAACACCUGUCGUCUCCGUACACACAACUGAACACAUCACAGAUGAAACACUCACUCCGUUUGACACAUCACUAGUCACCGACACAGCAAUAUUGAUCGAAGAGGAACCUGAGAAGGUUCAGGUCACUCAGGUACGCACGGACACCGGCGACGUCAAAACAGUCAAGGUCUCUAAGCGCGUCAUCAAGAAGAAGCACGGUCCGAAGCAACAAGUAACUGAAAUCACCACGACGCAGCAGGACGACGAGGCUCCAGUCACGACGGUCAGCGUGACCGAAGAACCAGUGCCCGAGCAGGAGGUCACCCCCAUCGAGACUGUAGAGCUACCGGAAGAAACCGCCGUCGAAGAAAUACAAACCCCCGAGGGUAAAAAGGUGGUCAAGAAAACCACAAAGCGCAUCGUGAGGAAGAAGGGCCCGAAACAAGAAACCGUCGAGGUCACAACUACGCAGGAGGACGACAAGGAGCCAGUUACAUCCGUCAAAAUUGUCGAAGAAACGCCCACCGAAGACACGCCAGCCGAAGUUGUUGAAUUACCUGAACAAACGACCGUUGAGGAACUCGAAACGCCUGAAGGUAAGACUGUACACAAGAAAAUCACAAAACGCAUUAUCAAAAAGAAGGUAGGCCCCAAGACACAAACCACACACAUCACAACAGAAAAGGAAGACGACAAAGCACCUGUCGUCUCCGUACACACAACUGAACACAUCACAGAUGACACACUCACUCCAUUUGACACAUCACUAGUUACAGACACAGCAAAAUUGAUCGAAGAGGAACCUGAGAAGGUUCAGGUCACUCAGGUACGCACGGACACCGGCGACGUCAAAACAGUCAAGGUCUCUAAGCGCGUCAUCAAGAAGAAGCACGGUCCGAAGCAACAAGUAACUGAAAUCACCACGACGCAGCAGGACGACGAGGCUCCAGUCACGACGGUCAGCGUGACCGAAGAAACUGUGCUCGAGCAAGUCACCCCCAUAGAGACUGUAGAGCUACCGGAGGAAACCGCCGUCGAAGAAAUUCAAACCCCCGAGGGUAAAAAGGUGGUCAAGAAAACCACAAAGCGCAUCGUGAGAAAGAAGGGCCCGAAACAAGAAACCGUCGAGGUCACAACUACGCAGGAGGACGACAAGGAGCCAGUUACAUCCGUCAACAUUGUCGAAGAAACGCCCACCGAAGACAAACCAGCCGAAGUUGUGGAAUUACCUGAACAAACGACCGUUGAGGAACUCGAAACGCCUGAAGGUAAGACUGUACACAAGAAAAUCACAAAACGCAUUAUCAAAAAGAAGGUAGGCCCCAAGACACAAACCACACACAUCACAACAGAACAGGAAGACGACAAAACACCUGUCGUCUCCGUACACACAACAGAACACAUCACAGAUGACACACUCACUCCAUUUGACACAUCACUAGUUACAGACACAGCAAAAUUGAUCGAAGAGGAACCUGAGAAGGUUCAGGUCACUCAGGUACGCACGGACACCGGCGACGUCAAAACAGUCAAGGUUUCUAAGCGCGUCAUCAAGAAGAAGCACGGUCCGAAACAACAAGUAACUGAAAUCACCACGACGCAGCAGGACGACGAGGCUCCAGUCACGACGGUCAGCGUGACCGAAGAACCAGUGCCCGAGCAGGAGGUCACCCCCAUCGAGACUGUAGAGCUACCGGAGGAAACCGCCGUCGAAGAAAUACAAACCCCCGAGGGUAAAAAGGUGGUCAAGAAAACCACAAAGCGCAUCGUGAGGAAGAAGGGCCCGAAACAAGAAACCGUCGAGGUCACAACUACGCAGGAGGACGACAAGGAGCCAGUUACAUCCGUCAACAUUGUCGAAGAAACGCCCACCGAAGACACGCCAGCCGAAGUGGUUGAAUUACCUGAACAAACGACCGUUGAGGAACUCGAAACGCCUGAAGGUAAGACUGUACACAAGAAAAUCACAAAACGCAUUAUCAAAAAGAAGGUAGGCCCCAAGACACAAACCACACACAUCACAACAGAACAGGAAGACGACAAAGCACCUGUCGUCUCCGUACACACAACAGAACACAUCACAGAUGACACACUCACUCCAUUUGACACAUCACUAGUUACAGACACAGCAAAAUUGAUCGAAGAGGAACCUGAGAAGGUUCAGGUCACUCAGGUACGCACGGACACCGGCGACGUCAAAACAGUCAAGGUUUCUAAGCGCGUCAUCAAGAAGAAGCACGGUCCGAAACAACAAGUAACUGAAAUCACCACGACGCAGCAGGACGACGAGGCUCCAGUCACGACGGUCAGCGUGACCGAAGAACCAGUGCCCGAGCAGGAGGUCACCCCCAUCGAGACUGUAGAGCUACCGGAGGAAACCGCCGUCGAAGAAAUACAAACCCCCGAGGGUAAAAAGGUGGUCAAGAAAACCACAAAGCGCAUCGUGAGGAAGAAGGGCCCGAAACAAGAAACCGUCGAGGUCACAACUACGCAGGAGGACGACAAGGAGCCAGUUACAUCCGUCAACAUUGUCGAAGAAACGCCCACCGAAGACACGCCAGCCGAAGUAGUUGAAUUACCUGAACAAACGACCGUUGAGGAACUCGAAACGCCUGAAGGUAAGACUGUACACAAGAAAAUCACAAAACGCAUUAUCAAAAAGAAGGUAGGCCCCAAGACACAAACCACACACAUCACAACAGAACAGGAAGACGACAAAGCACCUGUCGUCUCCGUACACACAACAGAACACAUCACAGAUGACACACUCACUCCAUUUGACACAUCACUAGUUACAGACACAGCAAAAUUGAUCGAAGAGGAACCUGAGAAGGUUCAGGUCACUCAGGUACGCACGGACACCGGCGACGUCAAAACAGUCAAGGUUUCUAAGCGCGUCAUCAAGAAGAAGCACGGUCCGAAGCAACAAGUAACUGAAAUCACCACGACGCAGCAGGACGACGAGGCUCCAGUCACGACGGUCAGCGUGACCGAAGAACCAGUGCCCGAGCAGGAGGUCACCCCCAUCGAGACUGUAGAGCUACCGGAGGAAACCGCCGUCGAAGAAAUACAAACCCCCGAGGGUAAAAAGGUGGUCAAGAAAACCACAAAGCGCAUCGUGAGGAAGAAGGGCCCGAAACAAGAAACCGUCGAGGUCACAACUACGCAGGAGGACGACAAGGAGCCAGUUACAUCCGUCAACAUUGUCGAAGAAACGCCCACCGAAGACACGCCAGCCGAAGUGGUUGAAUUACCUGAACAAACGACCGUUGAGGAACUCGAAACGCCUGAAGGUAAGACUGUACACAAGAAAAUCACAAAACGCAUUAUCAAAAAGAAGGUAGGCCCCAAGACACAAACCACACACAUCACAACAGAACAGGAAGACGACAAAGCACCUGUCGUCUCCGUACACACAACAGAACACAUCACAGAUGACACACUCACUCCAUUUGACACAUCACUAGUUACAGACACAGCAAAAUUGAUCGAAGAGGAACCUGAGAAGGUUCAGGUCACUCAGGUACGCACGGACACCGGCGACGUCAAAACAGUCAAGGUUUCUAAGCGCGUCAUCAAGAAGAAGCACGGUCCGAAACAACAAGUAACUGAAAUCACCACGACGCAGCAGGACGACGAGGCUCCAGUCACGACGGUCAGCGUGACCGAAGAACCAGUGCCCGAGCAGGAGGUCACCCCCAUCGAGACUGUAGAGCUACCGGAGGAAACCGCCGUCGAAGAAAUACAAACCCCCGAGGGUAAAAAGGUGGUCAAGAAAACCACAAAGCGCAUCGUGAGGAAGAAGGGCCCGAAACAAGAAACCGUCGAGGUCACAACUACGCAGGAGGACGACAAGGAGCCAGUUACAUCCGUCAACAUUGUCGAAGAAACGCCCACCGAAGACACGCCAGCCGAAGUGGUUGAAUUACCUGAACAAACGACCGUUGAGGAACUCGAAACGCCUGAAGGUAAGACUGUACACAAGAAAAUCACAAAACGCAUUAUCAAAAAGAAGGUAGGCCCCAAGACACAAACCACACACAUCACAACAGAACAGGAAGACGACAAAGCACCUGUCGUCUCCGUACACACAACAGAACACAUCACAGAUGACACACUCACUCCAUUUGACACAUCACUAGUUACAGACACAGCAAAAUUGAUCGAAGAGGAACCUGAGAAGGUUCAGGUCACUCAGGUACGCACGGACACCGGCGACGUCAAAACAGUCAAGGUUUCUAAGCGCGUCAUCAAGAAGAAGCACGGUCCGAAACAACAAGUAACUGAAAUCACCACGACGCAGCAGGACGACGAGGCUCCAGUCACGACGGUCAGCGUGACCGAAGAACCAGUGCCCGAGCAGGAGGUCACCCCCAUCGAGACUGUAGAGCUACCGGAGGAAACCGCCGUCGAAGAAAUACAAACCCCCGAGGGUAAAAAGGUGGUCAAGAAAACCACAAAGCGCAUCGUGAGGAAGAAGGGCCCGAAACAAGAAACCGUCGAGGUCACAACUACGCAGGAGGACGACAAGGAGCCAGUUACAUCCGUCAACAUUGUCGAAGAAACGCCCACCGAAGACACGCCAGCCGAAGUAGUUGAAUUACCUGAACAAACGACCGUUGAGGAACUCGAAACGCCUGAAGGUAAGACUGUACACAAGAAAAUCACAAAACGCAUUAUCAAAAAGAAGGUAGGCCCCAAGACACAAACCACACACAUCACAACAGAACAGGAAGACGACAAAGCACCUGUCGUCUCCGUACACACAACAGAACACAUCACAGAUGACACACUCACUCCAUUUGACACAUCACUAGUUACAGACACAGCAAAAUUGAUCGAAGAGGAACCUGAGAAGGUUCAGGUCACUCAGGUACGCACGGACACCGGCGACGUCAAAACAGUCAAGGUUUCUAAGCGCGUCAUCAAGAAGAAGCACGGUCCGAAACAACAAGUAACUGAAAUCACCACGACGCAGCAGGACGACGAGGCUCCAGUCACGACGGUCAGCGUGACCGAAGAACCAGUGCCCGAGCAGGAGGUCACCCCCAUCGAGACUGUAGAGCUACCGGAGGAAACCGCCGUCGAAGAAAUACAAACCCCCGAGGGUAAAAAGGUGGUCAAGAAAACCACAAAGCGCAUCGUGAGGAAGAAGGGCCCGAAACAAGAAACCGUCGAGGUCACAACUACGCAGGAGGACGACAAGGAGCCAGUUACAUCCGUCAACAUUGUCGAAGAAACGCCCACCGAAGACACGCCAGCCGAAGUAGUUGAAUUACCUGAACAAACGACCGUUGAGGAACUCGAAACGCCUGAAGGUAAGACUGUACACAAGAAAAUCACAAAACGCAUUAUCAAAAAGAAGGUAGGCCCCAAGACACAAACCACACACAUCACAACAGAACAGGAAGACGACAAAGCACCUGUCGUCUCCGUACACACAACAGAACACAUCACAGAUGACACACUCACUCCAUUUGACACAUCACUAGUUACAGACACAGCAAAAUUGAUCGAAGAGGAACCUGAGAAGGUUCAGGUCACUCAGGUACGCACGGACACCGGCGACGUCAAAACAGUCAAGGUUUCUAAGCGCGUCAUCAAGAAGAAGCACGGUCCGAAGCAACAAGUAACUGAAAUCACCACGACGCAGCAGGACGACGAGGCUCCAGUCACGACGGUCAGCGUGACCGAAGAACCAGUGCCCGAGCAGGAGGUCACCCCCAUCGAGACUGUAGAGCUACCGGAGGAAACCGCCGUCGAAGAAAUACAAACCCCCGAGGGUAAAAAGGUGGUCAAGAAAACCACAAAGCGCAUCGUGAGGAAGAAGGGCCCGAAACAAGAAACCGUCGAGGUCACAACUACGCAGGAGGACGACAAGGAGCCAGUUACAUCCGUCAACAUUGUCGAAGAAACGCCCACCGAAGACACGCCAGCCGAAGUAGUUGAAUUACCUGAACAAACGACCGUUGAGGAACUCGAAACGCCUGAAGGUAAGACUGUACACAAGAAAAUCACAAAACGCAUUAUCAAAAAGAAGGUAGGCCCCAAGACACAAACCACACACAUCACAACAGAACAGGAAGACGACAAAGCACCUGUCGUCUCCGUACACACAACUGAACACAUCACAGAUGAAACACUCACUCCGUUUGACACAUCACUAGUCACCGACACAGCAAAAUUGAUCGAAGAGGAACCUGAGAAGGUUCAGGUCACUCAGGUACGCACGGACACCGGCGACGUCAAAACAGUCAAGGUCUCUAAGCGCGUCAUCAAGAAGCACGGUCCGAAGCAACAAAUAACUGAAAUCACCACGACGCAGCAAGACGACGAGGCUCCAGUCACGACGGUCAGCGUGUCCGAAGAACCAGUGCCCGAGCAGGAGGUCACCCCCAUCGAAACUGUAGACCUGCCGGAGGAAACCGCCGUCGAAGAAAUACAAACCCCCGAGGAUAAAAAGGUGGUCAAGAAAACCACAAAGCGCGUCGUGAGGAAGAAGGGCCCGAAACAAGAAACCGUCGAGGUCACAACUACGCAGGAGGACGACAAGGAGCCAGUUACAUCCAUCAACAUUGUCGAAGAAACGCCCACAGAAGACACGCCAGCCGAACUUGUUGAAUUACCUGAACAAACGACCGUUGAGGAACUCGAAACGCCUGAAGAUACAGAAACUUUAGAUUUGGAGAACAAACAGCCCCAGCCCAUAAAGAAGCACAAGAAAACAAUUAAGAAAAAGGAUAUUUCAACAGAGGAAGAUACAGUCGAUGCGUCAUUAGAUAAGCCCCAAAAAACACUAAUCGAGGAUGCCGAUGGAGCGACAACUAAAGAAAAGGCUAAUAAAAAACCAAAACUAAUUCCGAUUAAAAUUGAACGUAUGGAUGUUAAGCUAAGUGAAGCUCAGCAUCCUGAAAAUGUUGAAGGUCCGCAAUUUACUAAACUAAAGUUAAAAAAGCCUUCAUUGAAACCUAAACAAGAAGUUACGCAGAUUACAUUACCUAAGUUUCAAUUAAAAAGCCGUAUACGUUAUGUCAAUGAUUGGCCACCACAAGACAUUAAACCUGUAAUAACAUAUUUAGGAAGUGUAAGACAAAACGGUGAAUUAUCGAGAAAUAUUAAAGAAGCUUCAAAAAUAAAAAAGAAAUCACUGAAAUUGCCAGAAAUACCAGAUUUAGAGAAAGUCAAACUUGAAGAACCUGAAAAAAUGGACUUUGAGUACAGUUCUCUUAAAUUAGAAAAACCUUGUUUAAUCUCACCAGAAAAUGCGGAAGUCGUAGACAUCACAGAAUCACCAUCACGUUUAAAGCCAACUGAUGACGAAAAAACGCCACUAGAAGAUGACAAGGUAGUGAAAACGAUUACUCCUACAGAGAUGUUGGAGGAACCUAAAGAUAACCAAAUAUUACCAUCACGUGACAAGCCAACUGAUGAAGUAAAACCGCUAACAGAAGAUACUCCCACAGAUGAACCUAAAGAUGAACAAAUGUCUGAAACUGAAGUGAAAGAAGAUUUCAGUAAGCCUAUUGUAGAAAAAUCUGAAACACCUGAAGAGCUGCCACAAAAAACAAGCAAACAAAAGCCUAAAAAGCCAUCUAAAAAGGAAGGACAUCCACAACCAGAUCAACCAGAUCUAAAAGAACCAGUAACGUCUACUGUUGAGAUGCCAAAUAAGGAUGUAAAGAAAAGUGAACCUGUGAAAAUAAUUGCACAGGAUGAGCAGCCUGCAAUGCAAGAAGAUUUAAUUGAACCCAAUAGCAUUGAGAAACAGGUACCGGAUACGCCUAUUUCGCCCAAGGAAGAUAAUUUAUCACCUAUAAAACUCGCAGAAAAGAAACCUAAAAAAACAAAGAAAAAAGAAGUCAAAGAACAAAUCACAGAACCUAUUAAAGAAAACGUGCCAGACUACGAUAAACAGGAUGUUAAAGAUGAUUUUGUAGAAAACGAACCAGAAAUUAAGCCUGUAGAAGUUGAAAAACGUACUGAGAAAAUCAAUGAUGAUAAAAAGAUUAAAAAACAUAAAGAUACUAAGGCCAAAGAUAAAUCCGAGAAGCCUGAAGAAAAUCUUGUCACGGAAAUUGUAGAAGAAAAGCCCGUAGAACCUCUUAAAAAGAAAAUGAGUAAAUCAAAGCUGACACCUAUAACAAUAGAACGUAAGACCAUUAAACUAAGUCAGGCUCAACACGCUGAAAACGUUGAAUCUCCUCAGUUCACGAAAUUGAAAUUAAAGAAAACAAUUACUAAACCAAAACCAGAAAGUGCUACUACGCCAUUACCGAAAUUUCAACUAAAAAGUCGAAUAACUUAUGUGCGAGAUUGGCCACCUAAAGCUAACCUACCUCUUAUAAGUUUCUUAGGUAGUGUACGUCAAAACGGAAUUUUAUCAAGAAAUGUUAAAGAAGCCGCCAAAAUAAAGAAAAAAGUUUUUAAACAACCUGAAAUACCUGACAUCGAAAAAACAGAACUUGAGAAACCAAUGUUUGGGCACGAAGAUAUAAUUCAGACGAGAAAACAAAGUGAUGCAAAAAUAGAGGAUGACGAAACACCUGAACAAAUCAUAGAUGAUGAACCAGAACAAGUCACUCUUAAGCCUAGACGCCCUAGCGUCAAGAAGUCGGAAGAAAUAGUAGAUGAAGUCACAAUAAAAAAGAAAUUGAAGCCUUUAAGAAAAUCUUCCGUUACAUUGCCAGAAAUAACGGAACCUGAAAAUGUGACAUUCAGACCUAAAUCUACCAAAACAAAAGAAGAUGUUGAACAAGAAUUUAGUAUACAUUUGGACUCAUAUGCCGAAGAGGAAAUUUCUAUGUCUAGUAAAGUUAAACUAAAACCACAGAGACACCCUACGUUUAAUGAGGAAGCCAAUGAAGCAUCGAUCAAAUUUUACGAGGAAGAAGAAGAAGAAGGCCCUGAAAUAGUAGAAAUUAUGGACAGUGAUGAGGACAAAGCCGAUGAAAUGGCGCACGUUAUGAUGCCACUAAAAAAGAAAAUUCCAACUAAAACUGAACAGUUCGAGGAAAUAAGUUCAAGCGUUACGCUUCAUAAACCUAAAAAGGAGCAAGAUUCCGAAAUAACGCAAGACGUUGAAGUUACUUUGGGCAGAAAGCCGAAAUAUUCAACUGAAAAUCAGGAAGAAGUAAUAUUUGAUGUCAAAACACAAAAGGAACAAUACACACAAGAAGAAUUAUCUCUAUCAAGUAAAGUUAAACUUAAAGCUAAAAAGAAGGUUACUGUUUCCGAAGCGGCAGAUGAGACAUCAAUUCGAUUAACACAAGAAGUAGAAGAUGAUAGCCAGCAAGAAGAAAUUAUUAUUAGCGAAGCGGAAUCUGAAGAAAAUAUUGAAAUGGUUAUUAAGCGUAAACCCAAAAAACCGGCAUACGAGGUUAGUGAAAUAGAAGAACUGAGUGUCGACUUGAAGCCUUCUCGGCAGAAGGCUGACACUUAUGAGGAAGAGCAACUUACCAUUUUAGCCAAACGAAAACCUAGAAAACCAUCACAACUGCAGGAGGCAGAUGUAUCAAUGAGUAUCGCGAGAGAACAAGAAUUUCCAGAAACCCCGCUCGACGUACGAAGUGGCGACACUGUAUUUGCAGUUUAUUCAUACGUGGCUGAAACUGAUGAAGCAAUUAACCUCGUGGAGGGUGAACGACUAUACAUACUAGAAACAACAAAUCAAGAUUGGUGGUUCGUUCGCAAACAUCUGACAGAGGAGAAAGGCUGGGUUCCUGCACAGUAUUUGAUGGAUGAAGCCAACUAUACACUGUAUUUACAGAAAAAGUUAAAUGAGAAAAUCGAUAAGCUUCCUGUAUUUGAGAAACCAGCAUCAGAGGAGCAAGCUAAAGCUCCGAUUUUCGUAGAGAAAUUGCGACCAAAACAUACACCUGAUGGUUCAACUGUACAAUUUGAGUGCCAAGUAGAAGGGUAUCCAAGGCCACAAAUAACAUGGUUUAGACAAACUGCUAUUAUUAAACCAUCACAGGAUUUCCAAAUGUACUACGAUGACGAUAACGUCGCUACUCUUGUUAUUCGAGAAGUAUUUCCUGAAGAUGCGGGUACCUUUACGUGUGUAGCCAAAAAUGCUGCUGGAUUUGCAUCAAGUACUACCGAGCUCGUAGUAGAAGCUCCUCUUUCAGAUCACGGUUCUGAAAUGACCAUUUUAUCAAGAAAGAGUCUUUCCCGAGAGUCGUCUCUGGCUGAUAUCUUAGAAGGCAUACCCCCAACAUUUUCUAAAAGACCAAAAGCACAAUAUGUUGAUGAAGGUUCACAAAUAUUCUUAGAAUGUAGACUGGUAGCUAUUCCAGAACCUGAUAUUGCAUGGUUCUUUAAAGGAGAAGAAAUAAUCCCCGAUGAAAACAUAUCAGUGGCUACUGAAUCGGACAUGCAUAUGUAUUGCAGUGUGCUAAAAGUGUCAAAUGUUAAGAAAUUCCAAGAAGGGACAUACACAGUUCUAGCGGUAAAUAGGGAAGGUGAAGCUAGUUUGCCUAUUGUACUCAAAAUAAAAACGGGUCAAAAAGAAAAACCACAAGUGAUAGAACCAUUAAAGAGCAUGACUAUAAGAGAAGGUGAAAGUGUGGUCUUAACUACACAAGUUGUUGGGAAUCCGCAGCCAAAGGUUACCUGGUAUAGAAACAAUGUACCAAUAAAAUCACAAACUACAAAAACAGACGGCGACACACAUACUAUAACAAUAAUUAAGCCCAAAAAGGGCAAAGACGAUGGUGUUUACAGUUUAAAAGCUGUCAACUCUGAAGGAUCUACAGAAACAAAUGCUGUCAUAACCAUAGAAGAACCCACUGAGGAAAAUGCAGAACCACCUCUCUUCAUCAACAGAUUCCAAGAAAUAACUGUCAAAGAAAAAGGAACUAUAAAACUAGUGGCAAGAGUUACAGGAAAUCCGGUGCCAACUAUUACAUGGUACAGAAACAACCAAAUCAUUACCCCAUCGAAUACCGUCACUCAAACUUUCGAUGGAGAAAAUAUUCAAUUAAUAAUAACGAACGUUGAUUCUGAGAUCGAUUCUGGUGACUACAAAUGUGUCGCCUCAAACAGCGCAGGCAAAGCAUCUCAUGGAGCUCGUGUGACAAUCGAUGUUGAUAAAGUAACUUUUGUUAAAAACUUACAAAAUAUAUAUGAAAUUGAAGAGGGAAAGACAGUUGUCUUGGAGUGCCAAACAUCUCAUACAGUGUCGACCAAAUGGUACCAUAAUGAUCAAGAACUUAGCGGCAUGGAUCACAGAGAGAUUAUACAAGAAGGACGAACUCACAAAUUAAGAAUCAAAAAGACUAAGUUAACUGACGUCGGAAUAGUCAAAUGUGUUGUCAAAGGACAGGAAACAAGCACAAAAUUAAUAGUUCACGAAACCAUUCCUGAGUUUGUACGUAAGUUACAAGACUUUGAAGUGAAAGAAAGAGAUAUUGCUAUCUUAGAAGUUGAAAUCAAUUCAGAAACGGCUGAUGUAUUUUGGGAAAAGGAUGGAGAAAGAAUUAAACCUAAGAAAAAUAAGUAUGAUUUAGAAAAACGAGGCAAUGUACGUAAGCUCUUCAUUAGAAAUACCUCAGUGCACGACGAAGGAGAAUAUACUUGUAUACUACGUGACGACACUUGUACGGCUGAGGUGACAGUUGUCGAAUUACCUCCUGAAAUAAUAUCAAGGCUUCAAGAUCAAAAAGUUAGCAAAGGUAACAAAGCUAUAUUCGAAAUAGAACUGACUAAAGGUGACGCAUUAGUUCGCUGGUUCAAAGAUGGAUCAGAAAUUCAAUUUUCCAACCAUAUACAGUUAACUAUUGAUGGCAAGAAGCAGAAAUUAAAAAUAUAUGACACUGACAGUAGUGAUGCUGGUGAAUAUUCAUGUGAAGUGGGCAGCGACAGAUGUGCAGCUAAGCUGACCGUAGAAGAGCCUUCAGUCAAUUUCGUACUUAGACUUCCAGAAGUUAUUGUAGUUCCUGCUAAUACUGAUGCUUACUUAACAGUCGAAAUACCUGAUGAGACACAAGAGGUAAUAUGGUACAAAAAGAAAUCCGUGUUGGAAGACACGGAAAAGUAUACACUUAUAUCAGACGUCAUGAAACGUACAUUAAUAAUAAGAAAAUGUACUGAAGAAGACCAACAUGAAUACUCUUGCACAUUAUUAGAUGCCAAGUGUUCCACAAAACUGAUUGUAGAAGUUCUAGAAUCUCCACCUCGCAUUGUUGAGUACGAUAAGGAAUACAGAGUAAAACGAGGCAAUGAUGUGGUUCUGAAUGUACAAUAUGAAGCUAUACCACAACCUAAUGAUGAAUGGGUAGUUAAUUCGAAAAUUAUUAAGAAAACGAAGCACACCAGACCGCAAAUCGAUUCCGUGUGCGCCAGCUUAACAAUUAAAAAAGUUGAGCAUACGGAUGCCGGAGUUUACAAACUUAGGCUUGAAAAUAACUGCGGAGAAGCGGAAGUAGACGUUUCCGUCGUGGUUUUGGAUAUACCAUCACCGCCUGGAAAACCAAACAUUUUGGAGACAAGUGAUACGUUCAUCAACAUUUGUUGGGAUGAACCAUCGGAUAAAGGUGGAUCGGAGAUAAACUUCUAUGUUGUGGAAUACCAAGAAAUAAAUACAUCAGAAUGGAUAUCUAUCGAAAAUAUAACUAAAACUCAACAUGCUGUGGUCAAUUUAAAAAAUAAAUCUUCGUACAGAUUCCGUGUAUAUGCUAUUAACGAAGUUGGUGUAAGUGAAUGCUCAGAAUCGACAGAAUAUGUCAGAGUAGAAAAAGUACUUAAGUUCCAACCACCUACUGUUGAGAAGCCACUGAAGGAUGUCAUCAGUGCACCAGAAGAAGAUGUGGAGCUGGUUUGCAUAUUUGGUGGUAUUCCACAACCCCAAGUGACAUGGGUAAAGGACGGUAUGAAACUAACAACCGCUAAAACUUCAUAUGAAAACAGAGUAGCUACUUUGGUCGUUACUUCUUCAGAAAAAUCAGAAGGGUUAUAUCAGUGUAUUGCAACUAAUGAACACGGUGAGGCUGAAACAUCAUGUAAUUUGGAAAUUCAAUUGAAACCUAUUAUUACAAUACCAGAAAAAGACAUAAACCAGAAACGCCGUGUAGGUGAAAAAUGGUCUAUAACGGCUAGUGUUAAGGGUAUACCUACACCAUCCAUCUGCUGGUACAGAAAUGGCUCUAAAAUUGAAAAAUCAAAGGAGAUUCAAAUAUCCUCUACAGAGGAGACCAGCACCAUUACAAUAUCUCAGUUAGAAAGAACUCAUACUGGCAAGUACACCAUUGAAGCUCAAAACAAAGCUGGCACAAGUACGGUUGAGCUCUCACUUCGGGUUUAUGACAAGCCAAGCAAGCCUGAAGGGCCAGUGGUUAUGAGAGAGAUCAGUCGUGAGUCUGUGACGAUUGAAUGGAAGCCGCCACUAGACGACGGAGGAUUGGAGCUGACCAAGUAUGCCAUCGAGAAGCACGAGCCGGAGACGGACCAAUGGAUCAAGGUGGCAGACGUCGACAAGAGCGUCGAGACCUACUGCAUUCAGAGGCUAAACGAGAACUGUGAAUACAUGUUCCGUAUAAUGGCACAGAACCCCAUCGGCUUCUCAGAGGCUCUGGAGAGCGAGCCUAUAGUGAUCAAGACUGCUCUAGACGUUCCAUCCCCCCCACUUGGUCCGCUCGGACUGUACGGAAUAGACAGCAAUUCCCUGACCGUGGUGUGGUACCCAUCGGAGAGGAACGGCGGGUCACCCAUCCUCGACUACAGCGUGGAAAUAAAACAAGAAGGCAAGAAAUGGAAGCAAGUGGCCACCGUUAACGAAACUCAGGCCAAAAUUGAAAAACUCAGUGUUAAUACUACAUACCAAUUUAGGAUAUGCGCAAGAAAUGAAAUUGGUACUAGUCUACCUUAUAUUUCCGAUGAAAAGAUUACCAUAGGAAAGACUUUAUCGCCCCCGUCGCAGCCGCGCAGCUUCGUGGUCCGGGAGACCACGUCCAGGUCCGUCACGCUGCAGUGGGCCGCGCCCGAGAGUGACGGAGGAAGCGUCAUUACAAAUUACAUUAUCGAGUACAAAAUACUGAAAGGCAAAUCAUGGAGCAAGGUAGUGACCGUGAGUGGGUCAGUGUACGAGCACUGCAUAGAGAACAUCAAGGAGAAGGAGCUGGUGUUCCGGAUCUCAGCAGAGAACGCUAUCGGAGUCAGUCUGCCCGCAGAGUCGCAGACUGUGAGCUUGGAGAAGCAUGCGACCGUACCAUCACCGCCUACCGCGCCGCUGGAAAUCCGCAUGGUGGGCAGCAACAUCGUCAUGACCUCGUGGGGCACGCCCGAGUGGGACGGCGGCGCGCCGCUGCUCGGCUACAACAUCGCCAUCAGGGACGUCACCAAGACCAUGUGGAUGGAGGUCGGCAAGGUCGACGCCCACACGCUCAAGUUCGCCAUCAGAGACUUGAACGAAAACCACACCUACAUGAUCAGAAUCUACGCCAGGAACGAAAUAGGCAUCAGCGAGCCGCUGGAGUCCGAUGAGCCCUUCAAGGUCGAACCUGGAGAAGAUUCACAUGCUGACGAAGAGGCUGGCGAGCACACGGAGGCUACGGAGCCCACGUCGUUCAGCACGCAGACCACGACGUCGUGGCUGCGCGACCACAACAUGGACGCCGACAUCCGCUCGUACGCGCGCGGCUCGCUGCUGCGCCGCGACGAGUACUUCUUCAGGAUAUGGCAUUACGCUAAACAGCUGUUCAAGUAAAGCGACGCCGUCGCACAAACGAUUACCUGUGAUAUUUAACGACAAAUUGUUCAUAGUUGGCGGAUUGCAGUGUUUAGACGUAAUCACAUGUCAGGCAGUGCGUCCAACCUCGAUUUUAUUAUUUUGUAAUUUUCUAAAGCGAUUUUGAUACUAUGAUAAUUUCAAAUAUUUAUUCUAGAUAAGAUUUAAAUUAUUUAUUUAUUUAAUUUAUUGUACCUAAUAGUAAUUCAAAAUUUCUGAUACAUAAGUUUGAAUCUCAUUCAAUAAAAUUUACGGGAGACGUUUUUAAAUAUAGGUGCACAUUUUCGAUAAAUUGAAUGAGGUUCGAAUAUAUUAUCAGAAAAUAUAAUUGAAAAUGAUAAUUUUAAUAAAAUAUUUUAUAUCUGUUAACAAUGA
Messenger RNA from Ostrinia nubilalis (European corn borer), 58824 nucleotides. It is a transcript of the gene Kettin, whose product is annotated as titin. The transcript is spliced from 48 exons. The coding region runs from base 202 to 58428 and encodes 19408 amino acids. Lineage: Eukaryota; Metazoa; Arthropoda; Insecta; Lepidoptera; Crambidae. The record is from RefSeq and is a predicted model, not a curated record. Gene Ontology annotation, molecular function: protein binding.